Molecule: messenger RNA, 59336 nt
Organism: Coregonus sp. 'balchen'
Lineage: Eukaryota; Metazoa; Chordata; Actinopteri; Salmoniformes; Salmonidae
Source: the annotation of a GenBank genome assembly
AUGUCAGUCAACAAAGGUAGGUAAACCAACCACAUGUCAGUCACCAAAGGUAGGUAAAACAACCACAUGCCAGUCAACUAAGGUAGGUAAACCAACCACAUGUCAGUCACCAAAGGUAGGUAAAACAACCACAUGCCAGUCAACUAAGGUAGGUAAAACACCCACGUCAGUCAACUAAGGUAGGUAAAACAACCACGUCAUUCUAUUUAAUUCAAUGGGAGACCGUAGGUUGUUUUUUCCCUCAACACAGAGACUGUCUGCAGAUCAACAGCAGAGCUCCUUCCCGUCUAUCUUGCAGCUUGUUGAGUGCAACACCACUCCAACUACACAAGCACUUAGUGCACGGGAAGUCUGAAUAUCUCACACGAGAGGAAAGAUUGUGCUUUAUCAAUCGCCCUACAAGCCUAGUCUCAUACUAUAUGUGCUGUAGCAAACUCUUCUAUCAUAACCAUGAGCCAUACUGUACGAGACUAAACUAUCGGCUUACAUGGUCCUCGAUAGAGGCUGAAUAUCGUCAUCACCUAGUCAUCCUAUUACAGGUUAUUACACUCAGAGAGGAGUCAGACAAGUGGUCACAAUAACCAGCAUUUCUUUGAUCUUGUCCUGAUAACAUCUACACAGCACUAUUGCAGCUGUUGGUCCACGCAGGUUAUUGAGAAGACUUGACAUACUGCAUGUCUGCAAAAUAAUAUUUGCUUCCUUCAGUGAGACUACUUGCAGCAUAAUUAAUUAAUUGAUUUGAGACCCAACAUGAAACAUUUCAGAGAAUACUAUUUCAAUAUAUUUUCAUUCCUAGAUCCUAAGACAACAAAAAUAGGCAUUUUGGUCUUGAUUUCCAGGCAUUGACACUACACAAGGUAAUGAGGGAAUGGAUUCACAUUUGUUUGGUAUGGUCAUCUUGAGUUGAUUUACAUCUCCAGAAAGAACACGGAGGGUUUCUGAGGAUUCACACUGGUUCAAAGACCUAUCAUCCUAAUCAGACAGCCAUUCUUGAAGUGGUUUAAGAACGCUUGAUAAGUUCCUUUCCUGAAGAUGGCUCACCCCUCACAGUUCUGGGUGACUUUAACCUCCCUACGUCUACCUUUGACUCAUUUCUCUCUGCCUCCUUCUUUCCACUCCUCUCCUCUUUUGACCUCACCCUCUCACCAUCCCCCUCUACUCACAAGGCAGGCAAUACGCUUGACCUCAUCUUUACUAGAUGCUGUUCUUCUACUAAUCUCACUGCAACUCCCCUCCAAGUCUCCGACCACUACUUUGUAUCCUUUUCUCUCUCGCUCUCCUCCAACACUACUCACUCUGCCCCUACUCAGAUGGUAAUGCGCCGUCGCAACCUUCGCUCUCUCUCUCCCGCUACUCUCUCCUCUUCCAUCCUAUCAUCUCUUCCCUCUGCUCAAUCCUCUGCUCUCGUCCUUCUAGACCUAUCUGCUGCCUUUAUUACUGUGAACCAUCAGAUCCUCCUCUCCACCCUCUCCGAGUUGGGCAUCUCCAGCGCUGCUCACUCUUGGAUUGCGUCCUACCUGACAGGUCGCUCCUACCAGGUGGCGUGGCGAGAAUCUGUCUUCGCACCACGUGCUCUCACCACUGGUGUCCCCCAGGGCUCAGUUCUAGGCCCUUUCCUAUUCUCGCUAUACACCAAGUCACUUGGCUCUGUCAUAUCCUCACAUGGCCUCUCCUAUCAUUGCUACGCAGACAACACACAAUUAAUCUUCUCCUUUCCCCCUUCUGAUAACCAGGUGGCGAAUCGAAUCUCUGCAUGUCUGGCAGACAAAUCAGUGUGGAUGACGGAUCACCACCUCAAGCUGACCCUCGGCAAGACGGAGCUGCUCUUCCUCCCGGGGAAGGACUGCCCGUUCCAUGAUAUUGCCAUCACGGUUGACAACUCCGUUGUGUCCUCCUCCCAGAGUGCAAAGAGCCUUGGCGUGACCCUGGACAACACCCUGUCGUUCUCAGCUAACAUCAAGGCGGUGACCCGAUCCUGUAGGUUCAUGCUCUACAACAUUCGCAGAGUACGACCCUGCCUUACACAGGAAGCGGCACAGGUCCUAAUCCAGGCACUUGUCAUCUCCCAUCUGGAUUACUGCAACUCACUGUUGGCUGGGCCCCCUGCCUGUGCCAUUAAACCCCUACAACUCAUCCAGAAUGCCGCAGCCCGUCUGGUGUUCAACCUUCCCAAGUUCUCUCACGUCACCCUGCUCCUGCUUGCCUACGGAGCUGUGAGGGGAACGGCACCUCCGUACCUUCAGGCUCUGAUCAGUCCCUACACCCAAACGAGGGCAUUGCGUUCAUCUGCUCAGCUGGUAGAGCACGGCGCUUGUAACGCCAAGGUACUGGGUUCGAUCCCCGGGACCACCCAUACACAAAAAUGUAUGCACGCAUGACUGUAAGUCGCUUUGGAUAAAAGCGUCUGCUAAAUGGCUUAUUAUUAUUAUUAUUAUUAUUAUUAUUAUUAUUAUCCACCUCUGGCCUGCUGGCCCCCCUACCUCUGCGGAAGCACAGUUCCCGCUCAGCCCAGGCAAAACUGUUCGCUGCUCUGGCACCCCAAUGGUGGAACAAGCUCCCUCACGACGCCAGGACAGCGGAGUCACUGACCACCUUCUGGAGACACUUGAAACCCCACCUCUUUAAGGAAUACCUGGGAUAGGAUAAAGUAAUCCUUCUACCCCCCCUUACCCCACCCCAAAAAAAAAAAAAAAUUGUAAAGUGGUUGUCCCACUGGCUAUCAUAAGGUGAAUGCACCAAUUUGUAAGUCACUCUGGAUAAGAGAGUCUGCUAAAUGACGAAAAUGUAAACGUAAAAGUAAGAAGGUUGAGGUGAAUACUGAUGUAUUACACUGAAAGCCUGUUAACAUGGGUAUACAUGAAGAUAAAACAAUGCUGGGAUUCUGUGGUGUGAACAAAAACACUGAUAAAAAAAAAAGGUUUGAUCUGUAUGUAUGUUGUCGUCGUCUCAAUCUCUUGAACCAUUUUAUCUCCCACACACAGCAAACACAAUGCUAAUAAAAAGGAAUAUAAGGCCAAAACAAAACGUACCUAAGUUGUUGUUCAAUUAAUGGAAGAAAUAACAUGUCAGGAUAUAGCAAGGACUCCACCUUUGACAGUGAUGAGAUUUGAUAUCAAAUUUUUUUUUAACAUUUAAUGUUCAUUAAACCCCUACAACUUAUCCAGAACGCUGUAGCCCGUCUGGUGUUCAACCUUCCCAAGUUCUUUCAUGUAACCCCGCUCCUCCGCACACUCCACUGGCUUCCAGUUGAGGCUCGCAUCUACUACAAGACCAUGGUGCUUGCCUACGGAGCUGUGAGGGGAACGGCACCUCCUUACCUUCAGGCUCUGAUCAGACCCUACACCCAAACGAGGGCACUACAUUCAUCCACCUCUGGCCUGCUAGCCCCCCUGCCUCUACGGAAGCACAGUUCCAGUUCAGCCCAGUCAAAGCUAUUCACUGCUCUGGCACCCCAAUGGUGGAACAAGCUCCCCCACGACACCAGGACAGCGGAGUCACUGACCACCUUCCGGAGACACUUGAAACCCAACCUCUUUAAGGAAUACCUGGAAUAGUAUAAAGGUAAUCCUUCAAUAUGGAAUGUCAAAUAAGAUUUGUUGAUCCAACUCAUAAACGUUACUUAAAGAUUGUACCCUGGUAAUAAGGCAGCUUAUUUAUUCUAUGAAAAUAACUUAUUCUCUAGUUGGAAGACGGCGGGGCGACUGGGGCCACUUUGACGGCGGGGCGACUGGGGCCGCUCUGCAUUCGGCAGAGGGGCACGGUGCAGUCACGUUUCUGCCCCUCCGUGUCCAUGUCCAGCAGAGAGCAGUCAAUCUUGACCUCGGCGGAGGAGAGGACGAUGUUGAGGCUCCUGGCGCUCUUCUCUCCAGAGAAUAGGCCCAGUGAGUAGCUUUUGUUGCGGCCCCUCAGGAGACCCCAGGAGUGAGGUUUGCCCCGGAGGGACAGAGGCCGGGGCCUGGAGGUGACAGUCUCCCCACUGGCUGCUCUCUUAGGGGUGUCCACCCUGUCAGACUUCUUCUUCUGAGAGGUAGUGGUGGAAGACUGUCCCGAUGAGGUCGUGAGAGAGCCAGAUGUACCGUUAGCUGGGGACAGAAAGGAGAAACAGAGGCUGUUUCAUCGCUCAGUGGUGUCAACUCACAAUUAAACACUACUGCAUCAAAUAUAUACAGCCUCUAUGUGUCACCCACGGUCCUGAUGUCACGUUCACUCACUGUCCUGAACGACGGCCGACUUCUUCCUCCAGAGGCGAAAGCCCAUACUCUGACGGCAGUCUGCUCUGGGGCAGCAGGCUGGGGAGGGGGAGGCUGGAGUCCUGCAGCCAGGCGCCUCUGGACCCUGGGGCUGGGAGCCGCUGCUGGGCUGUGGCCUGGGGUCCGACAGGCUGACAGGGGCCACUUCCUUCACAGGGCUGGGCUCUGGCCCCUCCAAGUCAGACUGCAGGAGGCGCUUGGUGGAGUUGCACUCUGAGAUGGAAGACAUGGAGAUGAGGUUGACGGGGCCUUGGGAGGCUGCCGACGAGGACAAGUCUGCCUCCUCCUUAUGGCAGGAACGUCCGACAGGGGGGCUGGUGCUGCGGCGGAAGCAUGUGGCAUGCUGGAACAGACCCUCUUUCUUCUCCUUCUCCACACUGGGUUGGGGCUCAGGGUCGUCUGCUGGUGGGGCCUUGAGCACGUCACGCAAAUCAAAGCCCAAUGCCACCAUAGAGGCACAGCCGUAGAGUACGGUGUCUGUCCAGCGGCGAGCGGAGGCCCUCUUCAGGCUGUUGGUGGGGGUGUGCUGGGGGGUGGUGCUGGGGUCCUCCAGGCUUUCUCCAGGGCUAGUUCUUUCACUCUGUGGUCCAACUCAUCCCAACCCAUCUCAAGUGGGUUGAGGUCGGGUGAUUGUGUAGGCCAGGUCAUCUGAUGCAGCACUCCAUCACUCUCCUUCUUGGUCAAAUAGCCCUUACACAGCCUGGAGGUGUGUUUUGGGUCAUUGUCCUGUUGAAAAACAAAUGAUAGUCCCACUAAGCGCAAACCAGAUGGGAUGGCGUAUCGCUGCAGAAUGCUGUGGUAGCCACGCUAGUUAAGUGUGCCUUGAAUUCUAAAUAAAUCACAGAGUGUCAGCAGCAAAGCACCCCCACAGCAUCACACCUCCUCCUCCAUCCUUCACGGGAACCAUACGUGGAGAGAUCAUCCGUUCACCUACUCUGCGUCUUACAAAGACACGGCGGUUGGAACCAAAAAUCUCAAAUUUGGACUCAUCAGACCAAAGGACAGAUUUCCACCAGUAUAACGUCCAUUUCUCGUGUUUCUUGGCCCAAGCAAGUCUCUUCUUAUUAUUGGUUUCCUUUAGUAGUGGUUUCUUUGUAGCAAUUCAACCAUGAAGGCCUGAUUCACGCUGUCUCCUCUGAACAGUUGAUGUUGAGAUGUGUCUGUUACUUGAACUCUGUGAAGCAUAUAUUUGGGCUGCAAUCUGAGGUGCAGUUAACUCUAAUGAACUUAUCCUCUGCAGCAGAGGUAACUCUGGGUCUUCCUUUCCUGUGGCAGUCCUCAUGAGAGCCAGUUUCAUCAUAGCACUUUAUGGUUUUUGCGACUGCACUUGAAGAAACUUUCAAAGUUCUUGACAUUUUCCGGAUUGACUGACCUUCAUGUCUUAAAGUAAUGAUGGACUGUCAUUUCUCUUUGCUUAUUUGAGAUGUUCUUGCAAUAAUAUUGACUUGGUCUUUUACCAAAUAGGGCUAUCUUCUGUAUACCCCCCUACCUUGUCACAACACAGCUGAUUGGCUCAAACGCAUUAAGGAAAGAAAUUCCACAAAUUAACUUUUAAGAAGGCACACCUGUUAAUUUAAAUGCAUGAAGCUGGUUGAGAGGAUGCCAAGAGUGUGCAAUCCCCACAGCAUGAUGCUGCCACCUCCGUGCGUCACCGUAGGGAUGGUGCCAGGUUUCCUCCAGACAUGACGCUUGGCGUUCAGGCCAAAGAGUUCAAUAUUGGUUUCAUCAGACCAGAUAAUCUUGUUUCUCAUGGUCUGAGUCCUUUAGGUGCUUUUGGCAAACUCCAAGCGGGCUGUCAUGUGCCUUUUACUGAGGAGUGGCCUCCGUCUGGCCACUAACAUAAAGGCCUGAUUGGUGGAGUGCUGCAGAGAUGGUUGUCCUUCUGGAAGCUUCUCCCAUCUCCACAGAGGAACUCUGGAGCUCUGUCAGAGUGACCAUCGGGUUCUUGGUCACCUCCCUGACCAAGGCCCUUCUCCCCCGAUUGCUCAGUUUAGCCGGGGGGCCAGCUCUAGGAAGAGUCUUGGUGGUUCCAAACUUCUUGCAUUUAAGAAUGAUGGAGGCCACUGUGUUCUUGAGGACCUUCAAUGCUGCAGAAAUUGUUUGGUAGCCUUCCCCAGAUCUGUGCCUCGACACAAUCCUGUCUCUGAGCUCUACGGCUUUUCCAAAUCAUGUCCAAUCAAUUGAAUUUAACACAGGUGGACUCCAAUCAAGUUGUAGAAACAUCUCAAGGAUGAUCAAUGGAAACAGGAUGCACUUGAGUGGGUUUAGUCACUGACGUGAUCUUCCUGUCUGGUUUGUCGCCCCCUCGGGCUCGUGCAGUGGAGGAGAUCUUUGUGGGCUAUACUCAGCCUUGUCUCAGGGUAGUAGGUCGGUUGUCUGUUGAUAUCCCUCUGGUGGUGUGUGGGCUGUGCUUUGGCAAAGUGGGUGGGGUUAUAUCCUGCCUGGUUGGCCCUGUCCGGGGGUAUCGUUGGACAGGGCCACAGUGUCUCCCGACUCCCCCUGUCUCAGCCUCCAGUAUCUAUGCUGCAAUAGUCUAUGUGCCUGGGGGCUAGGGUCAGUCUGUUAUAUCUGGUGUUAUUCUCCUGUCUUAUCCGGUGUCCUGUGUGAAAUUAAGUAUGAUCCCUCUAAUUCUCUCUCGCUCUCCCUCCCCUCCCGGAGGACCUGAGCCCUACAUUUACAUUUACGUCAUUUAGCAGACGCUCUUAUCCAGAGCGACCCACAGUUAGUGCAUACAUUAUUCUUUUUUUUUUUUUUUCAUACUGGCCCCCCGUGGGAAUCGAACCCACAACCCUGGCGUUGCAAACGCCAUGCUCUACCAACUGAGCUACCUCCCUGCCGGCCAUUCCCUCCCCUACCCUGGAUGACGCUGGGCCAAUUGUGCGCCGCCCCAUUGGUCUCCCGGUUGCGGCCGGCUACAGCAGAGCCUGGAUUCGAACCAGGAUCUCUAGUGGCACAGCUAGCACUGCGAUGCAGUGCCUUAGACCACUGCGCCACUCGGGAGAUAGCCCUAGGACCAUGCCUCAGGACUACCUGGCCUGAUGACUCCUUGCUGUCCCCAGUCCACCUGGUCGUGCUGCUGCUCCAGUUUCCACUCUUCUGCCUGUGGCUAUGGAACCCUGACCUGUUCACCGGACGUGCUACCUUGUCCCAGACCUGCUCUUUUCAACUAUCUCUCUCUCUACCACACCUGCUAUUUCAACCUCUAAAUGCCCGGCUAUGAAAAGCCAAGUGACAUUUACUCCUGAUGUACUGACCUGUUGCAACAACUACAACCACUGUGAUUAUUAUUUGACCAUCUAUGAAGGUUUGAACAUCUUGGAGAAAAAUCUGGCCUUAAUGGCCAUGUACUGUUAUAAUCUCCACUCGGCACAGCCAGAAGGGGCCUGGCCACCACUCAGAGCCUGGUUCCUCUCUAGGCUUCUUGUAGGUUUCUGCCUUUCUAGGGAGUUUUUCCUAACCACCGUGCUUCUACAUCUGCAUUGCUUGAUGUUUGGGGUUUUAGGCUGGGUUUCUGGAGAGCACUUUGUGACAUCUGCUGAUGUAAAAAGAGCUUUAUAAAUCCAUUUGAUUGAUUGAUUGACCUGAGCUCAAUUUUGAGUCUCAUAGCAAAGGGUCUGAAUACUUAUGUAAAUAAGGUAUUUUUUAUUUAUUUUUUGUUUAUACAUUUGCAAAAAUGUCUAAAAACCUGUUUUCAUUUUGUCAUUAUGGGGUAUUGUGUGUAAAUUGAUGAGGAUUUUUUUAUUAUUAAAUCCAUUUUAGAAAAAGGCUGUAACGUAACAAAAUGUGGAAAAGGUCAAGAGGUCUGAAUACCUUCCAAAUGCACUGUAUUUAGGUGCAGGAGCUCCACAAUACUUUUUGAACUAAUAUUUUAUAAGAGAAACAGGAGCUCAAGCAGUAGAACAUUUGAGGUGCUGGUACUCAGCUCCGGCGAGCUCCUGCCCAAGUCAAGCACUGCUUCUUAUCCCUUGCACAAAUAUCCUGCAGCUGUGACUGUCCCGAGCCCACUGGCCCAGGGAAACUCUGAGGGACCAGAAUAUUUUAUACAAUGUUGCUAGCGCAAGCUUCGGGGCUGGACCCAAUUGAAUAGUUGAUACAAUGUUUCAAGUUCAUUGCAGACAGGCCAUGUGUAGGCAAUGUGAUUUAUAGGAUAUUUAUUUUUAUCAGGAUAUUUUCUACCUGCAGGCUGCAAUGUUUUUAUUUGUUGGCUAUAUGUAGGCUACUUUUACAUAGUUUGCAAUGGCAAUAGAAGUUACUUUUUAGGUUUGUAUCAUUUUCAUUGAGAUUUGGAUAGAAUUUUGAUUAACCACAUGACAAUGACUUUGAGAUUUGAAGACGUUAUUAUAUAUUAAAUGAAAUAGUUUCACGAAAAUGUGCAUAUGAAAGCCAUAACUGGCAUGCAUAUCGGUAGAAAUUGUAAGAUAAAUUGGCAUUCCACAUGAGAAUGGUUGCCGACUCCUCGUGUAGCCUAUUACCGGCAACUUCAGGAGAGUAAUGGCAGAAUCUGCGAAAGCCAGCAGGAGCAGGAGGAGAAUAGUUGGGUCAAGUUUUUCUUCUUCUGGUUUUAUACAUAUAUAUAUAUAUAUAUAUAUAUAUAUAUACACUGCUCAAAAAAAUAAAGGGAACACUUAAACAACACAAUGUAACUCCAAGUCAAUCACACUUCUGUGAAAUCAAACUGUCCACUUAGGAAGCAACACUGAUUGACAAUAAAUUUCACAUGCUGUUGUGCAAAUGGAAUAGACAACAGGUGGAAAUUAUAGGCAAUUAGCAAGACACCCCCAAUAAAGGACUGGUUUUGCAGGUCGUGACCACAGACCACUUCUCAGUUCCUAUGCUUCCUGGCUGAUGUUUUGGUCACUUUUGAAUGCUGGCGGUGCAUCCACUCUAGUGGUAGCAUGAGACGGAGUCUACAACCCACACAAGUGGCUCAGGUAGUUCAGCUCAUCCAGGAUGGCACAUCAAUGCGAGCUGUGGCAAGAAGGUUUGCUGUGUCUGUCAGCGUAGUGUCCAGAGCAUGGAGGUGCUACCAGGAGACAGGCCAGUACAUCAGUAGACGUGGAGGAGGCCGUAGGAGGGCAACAACCCAGCAGCAGGACUGCUACCUCCGCCUUUGUGCAAGGAGGAGCAGGAGGAGCACUGCCAGAGCCCUGCAAAAUGACCUCCAGCAGGCCACAAAUGUGCAUGUGUCUGCUCAAACGGUCAGAAACAGACUCCAUGAGGGUGGUAUGAGGGCCCGACGUCCACAGGUGGGGGUUGUGCUUACAGCCCAACACCGUGCAGGACGUUUGGCAUUUGCCAGAGAACACCAAGAUUGGCAAAUUCGCCACUGGCGCCCUGUGCUCUUCACAGAUGAAAGCAGGUUCACACUGAGCACAUGUGACAGACGUGACAGAGUCUGGAGACGCCGUGGAUAACGUUCUGCUGCCUGUAACAUCCUCCAGCAUGACUGGUUUGGCGGUGGGUCAGUCAUGGUGUGGGGUGGCAUUUCUUUGGGGGGCCGCACAGCCCUCCAUGUGCUCGCCAGAGGUAGCCUGACUGCCAUUAGGUACCGAGAUGAGAUCCUCAGACCCCUUGUGAGACCAUAUGCUGGUGCGGUUGGCCCUGGGUUCCUUCUACUGCAAGAAAAUGCUAGACCUCAUGUGGCUGGAGUGUGUCAGCAGUUCCUGCAAGAGGAAGGCAUUGAUGCUAUGGACUGGCCCGCCCGUUCCCCAGACCUGAAUCCAAUUGAGCACAUCUGGGACAUCAUGUCUCGCUCCAUCCACCAACGCCACGUUGCACCACAGACUGUCCAGGAGUUGGCGGAUGCUUUAGUCCAGGUCUGGGAGGAGAUCCCUCAGGAGACCAUCCGCCACCUCAUCAGGAGCAUGCCCAGGCGUUGUAGGGAGGUCAUACAGGCACGUGGAGGCCACACACACUACUGAGCCUCAUUUUGACUUGUUUUAAGGACAUAAAUUUGAUUUCCAUUUAUAAUUUUUGUGUGAUUUUGUUGUCAGCACAUUCAACAAUGUAAAGAAAAAAGUAUUUAAUAAGAUUAUUUCAUUCAUUCAGAUCUAGGAUGUGUAAUUUUAGUGUUCCCUUUAUUUUUUUGAGCAGUGUAUAUCUGGCACCCUCUUGAGGCACCAAACCGUAAGCUUAAAGCAUCAGACAAGCUCAAUGCUUAUAGUUGAUUUUAUUAAAACACAUAGGGUGUGUCUAUAUAUGGACAAAUAAAUAACUUUCUGUCGACCAAGAUUUUUUUUGGUCGGGGACAGCCUUAUUUCCAACAGAGACAAAUUCACCUUUCAGCAGGACAAUAACCUAAAACACAAGGUGUAAUCUACACUGGAGUUGCUUACCAAGAUGACAUUGUAUGUUCCUGAGUGUCCUAGAUAGAGUUUUGACUUAAAUUGGCUUGAAAAUCUAUGGCAAGACAUGAAAAUGGCUGUCUUGCAAUGAUCAACAACCAACUUGACAGAGCUUGAAGAAUUUAAAAAAUAAUAAUGAGCAAAAAUUGUACAAUCCAGGUGUGCAAAACUCUUAGAGACUUACCCAGAAAGAUUCACAGCUGUAAUCGCUGCCAAAAGUGAUUCUAACAUGUAUUGACUCGGGUGUGAAUACUUAUGUAAAUGAGAUAUUUCUGUAUUUCAUUUUCAAUACAUUUGCAAACAUUUCUAAAAACAUGUUUUCACUUUGUCAUAAUGGUAUAUCGUGUGUAGAAGGGUGAGAAAAAUAAUAUAUUUAAUCCAUUUUGAAUUCAGGCUGUAACAAAACAAAAUGUGGAAUAAGUCAAGGGGUAUGAAUACUUUCUGAAGGCACUGGAUGCCAUGAUAAAGCACACGUAAAAAGCUUUGUUUCACAGCACACUUAAACACAUAUACUUUUGAUAUUGUUAUGUAUCUGACCCAGGUCUGUCUUGUUGCAGUAUGUUGGAUUGUCUGAGGUGCACUUACACUGGAUAGCCCGGAGGCGGGGUAUGAGUGUGGGGCUGCUGGGGGGGCUGGUGUUGUUCAGACUCCUCCUGUCCAUGGAGGGUGAUGCCUGCACCGUGAUCUUGUGCUGGAAAUCUAGAAAACAGAGACACAGGCCAGGGUGGUUGGUCAGUUUGACCAUUGGUGUAAUCUCUCGUGGACAGACUACAUAACAUAAAUGGUAUUGUAACAUCUGUGAAAAGACUGGUAUGCGACGACCAACGAGUAACAAUAGUUCCGUUUAGGGGGGUGGAGAGUCUUGUUAGUAUAUUGUCUUGUUAGUAUGCUGUCCUACAUGAUGUCUUGUUAGUAUGCUGUCCUACAUGUUGUCUUGUUAGUAUGUUGUCUUGUUAGUAUUGUGUCCUAAUUUAUGUCUUGUUAGUAUUUUGUCCUACAUGUUGUCUUGUUAGUAUGCUGUCCUACAUGUUAUCUUGUUAGUAUAUUGUCUUGUUAGUAUGCUGUCCUACAUUUUGUCUUGUUAGUAUGCUGUCAUGCAUGUUGUCUUGUUAGUAUCUUGUCUUGUUAGUAUGGUGUCCUACAUGUUGUCUUGUUAGUAUGUUGUCCUACUUGAUGUCUUGUUAGUAUUCUGUCCUACAUGAUGUCUUGUUAGCAUGUUGUCCUAAAUUAUGUCUUGUUAGUAUUCUGUCCUACAUGUUGUAUUGUUAGUAUGUUGUCCUACAUGAUGUAUUGUUAGUAUGUUGUCUUACAUGAUGUCUUGUUAGUAUUCUGUCCUACAUGAUGUCUUGUUAGUAUUCUGUCCUACAUGAUGUAUUGUUAGUAUGUUGUCUUGUUAGUAUGUUGUCCUACAUGUUGUCUUGUUAGUAUGUUGUCUUGUUAGUAUAGUGUCCUACAUGAUGUCUUGUUGGUAUGUUGUCCUACAUGAUGUCUUGUUAGUAUGCUGUCCUACAUGUUGUCUUGUUAGUAUGCUGUCCUAAAUGUUGUCUUGUUAGUAUGUUGUCUUGUUAGUAUUGUGUCCUACAUGUUGUCUUGUUAGUAUGUUGUCAAGUUAGUAUGCUAUUACAUUUACAUUUUACAUUUUAGUCAUUUAGCAGACGCUCUUAUCCAGAGCGACUUACAUAUAUAUAUAUAUAUUUUUUUUUUAUACUGGCCCCCUGUGGGAAUCGAACCCACAACCCUGGCGUUGCAAACGCCAUGCUCUAUCAACUGAGCUACAUCCCUGCUGGCCAUUCCCUCCCCUACCCUGGACGACGCUGGGCCAAUUGUGCGCCGCCCAUGAGUCUCCCGGUCGCGGCCGGCUGCGACAGAGCCUGGAUUCGAACCAGGAUCUCUAGUGACACAGUUAGCACUGCGAUGCAGUGCCUUAGACCACUGCGCCACUCAGGAGACUAGUAUGCUUUCCUACAUUAUGUUUUCUUAGUAUGCUGUCCUACAUUAUGUAUUGUAAGUAUGCAGUCAUGUAUGUUGUCUUGUUAGUAUGUUGUCUUGUUAGUAUGGUGUCCUACAUGUUGUCUUGUUAGUAUGUUGUCCUACAUGAUGUCUUGUUAGUAUUCUGUCCUACAUGAUGUCUUGGUAGUAAGUUGUCCUACAUGAUGUCUUGUUAGUAUGCUGUCCUACAUGUUGUCUUGUUAGUAUGCUGUCCUACAUGUUGUCUUGUUAGUAUGUUGUCUUGUUAGUAUGCUGUCCUACAUUUUGUCUUGUUAGUAUGUUGUCAAGUUAGUAUGCUGUCCUACAUGUUGUCUUGUUAGUAUGCUUUCCUACAUGAUGUUUUCUUAGUAUGCUGUCCUACAUUAUGUAUUGUAAGUAUGCAGUCAUGUAUGUUGUCUUGUUAGUAUGUUGUCUUGUUAGUAUGGUGUCCUACAUGUUGUCUUGUUAGUAUGUUGUCCUACAUGAUGUCUUGUUAGUAUGUUGUCCUACAUGAUGUAUUGUUAGUAUGUUGUCCUAAAUGAUGUCUUGUUAGUAUUCUGUCCUACAUUAUGUAUUGUUAGUAUGUUGUCCUACAUGAUGUCUUGUUAGUAUGUUGUCUUACAUGAUGUCUUGUUAGUAUUCUGUCCUACAGGAUGUCUUGUUAGUAUUCUGUCCUACAUGAUGUCUUGUUAGUAUGUUGUCUUGUUAGUAUGCUGUCCUACAUGUUUUCUUGUUAGUAUGUUGUCUUGUUAGUAUGGUGUCCUACAUGUUGUCUUGUUGGUAUAUUGUCCUAUAUGAUGUCUUGUUAGUAUGCUGUCCUACAUGUUGCAUUGUUAGUAUGCUGUCCUACAUGUUGUCUUGUUAGUAUGUUGUCUUGUUAGUAUUGUGUCCUACAUGAUGUAUUGUUAGUAUGUUGUCUUGUUAGUAUGCCGUCCUACAUUUUGUCUUGUUAGUAUGUUGUUAAGUUAGUAUGCUGUCCUACAUGUUGUCUUGUUAGUAUGCUGUCCUACAUGAUGUUUUCUUAGUAUGCUGUCCUACAUGAUGUCUUGUUAGUAUGCUGUCAUGCAUAUUUUCUUGUUAGUAUGUUGUCUUGUUAGUAUGGUGUCCUACAUGUUGUCUUGUUAGUAUGUUGUCAUACAUGAUGUCUUGUUAGUAUUAUGUCCUACAUGAUGUCUUGUUAGUAUGUUGUCCUACAUGUUGUCUUGUUAGUAUGCUUUCCUACAUGAUGUUUUCUUAGUAUGCUGUCCUACAUUAUGUAUUGUAAGUAUGCAGUCAUGUAUGUUGUCUUGUUAGUAUGUUGUCUUGUUAGUAUGGUGUCCUACAUGUUGUCUUGUUAGUAUGUUGUCCUACAUGAUGUCUUGUUAGUAUGUUGUCCUACAUGAUGUAUUGUUAGUAUGUUGUCCUAAAUGAUGUCUUGUUAGUAUUCUGUCCUACAUUAUGUAUUGUUAGUAUGUUGUCCUACAUGAUGUCUUGUUAGUAUGUUGUCUUACAUGAUGUCUUGUUAGUAUUCUGUCCUACAGGAUGUCUUGUUAGUAUUCUGUCCUACAUGAUGUCUUGUUAGUAUGUUGUCUUGUUAGUAUGCUGUCCUACAUGUUUUCUUGUUAGUAUGUUGUCUUGUUAGUAUGGUGUCCUACAUGUUGUCUUGUUGGUAUAUUGUCCUAUAUGAUGUCUUGUUAGUAUGCUGUCCUACAUGUUGCAUUGUUAGUAUGCUGUCCUACAUGUUGUCUUGUUAGUAUGUUGUCUUGUUAGUAUUGUGUCCUACAUGAUGUAUUGUUAGUAUGUUGUCUUGUUAGUAUGCCGUCCUACAUUUUGUCUUGUUAGUAUGUUGUUAAGUUAGUAUGCUGUCCUACAUGUUGUCUUGUUAGUAUGCUGUCCUACAUGAUGUUUUCUUAGUAUGCUGUCCUACAUGAUGUCUUGUUAGUAUGCUGUCAUGCAUAUUUUCUUGUUAGUAUGUUGUCUUGUUAGUAUGGUGUCCUACAUGUUGUCUUGUUAGUAUGUUGUCAUACAUGAUGUCUUGUUAGUAUUAUGUCCUACAUGAUGUCUUGUUAGUAUGUUGUCCUACAUGUUGUCUUGUUAGUAUGUUGUCCUACAUGUUUUAUUGUUAGUAUGCUGUCCUACAUGUUGUCUUGUUAGUAUGUUGUCUUGUUAGUAUGCUGUCCUACAUUUUGUCUUGUUAGUAUGUUGUCAAGUUAGUAUGCUGUCCUACAUGUUGUCUUGUUAGUAUGCUGUCCUACAUUAUGUUUUCUUAAUAUGCUGUCCUACAUGAUGUCUUGUUAGUAUGCUAUCCUACAUGUUGUCUUGUUAGUAUAUUGUCUUGUUAGUAUGGUGUCCUACCUGUUGUCUUGUUAGUAUGUUGUCCUACAUUAUGUCUUGUUAGUAUUCUGUCCUACAUGAUGUCUUGUUAGUAUGCUGUCCUACAUGUUGUCUUGUUAGUAUGCUGUCCUACAUGUUGUCUUGUUAGUAUGUUGUCUUGAUAGUAUAGUGUCCUACAUGUUGUCUUGUUGGUAUGUUGUCCUACAAGUGUCUUGUUAGUAUUCUGUCCUACAUUAUGUAUUGUUAGAAUGGUGUCCUACAUGUUGUCUUGUUAGUAUGUUGUCCUAUGUGAUGUCUUGUUAGUAUUCUGUCCUACAUUAUGUAUUGUUAGAAUGGUGUCCUACAUGUUGUCUUGUUAGUAUGUUGUCCUACGUGAUGUCUUGUUAGUAUUCUGUCCUACAUGAUGUCUUGAUAGUAUGUUGUCCUAAAUGAUGUCUUGUUAGUAUUCUGUCCUACAUUAUGUAUUGUUAGUAUGUUGUGUUGUCCUACAUGAUGUCUUGUUAGUAUGUUGUCCUACAUGAUGUCUUGUUAGUAUGCUGUCCUACAUGUUGUCUUGUUAGUAUGCUGUCCUACAUGUUGUCUUGUUAGUAUGUUGUCUUGAUAUUAUGGUGUCCUACAUGUUGUCUUGUUGGUAUGUUGUCCUACAUGAUGUCUUGUUAGUAUGUUGUCCUACAUGAUGUCUUGUUAGUAUGUUGUCUUACAUGAUGUCUUGUUAGUAUUCUGUCCUACAGGAUGUCUUGUUAGUAUUCUGUCCUACAUGAUGUCUUGUUAGUAUGUUGUCUUGUUAGUAUGCUGUCCUACAUGUUUUCUUGUUAGUAUGUUGUCUUGUUAGUAUGGUGUCCUACAUGUUGUCUUGUUGGUAUAUUGUCCUAUAUGAUGUCUUGUUAGUAUGCUGUCCUACAUGUUGCAUUGUUAGUAUGCUGUCCUACAUGUUGUCUUGUUAGUAUGUUGUCUUGUUAGUAUUGUGUCCUACAUGAUGUCUUGUUAGUAUGUUGUCUUGUUAGUAUGCUGUCCUACAUUUUGUCUUGUUAGUAUGUUGUUAGGUUAGUAUGCUGUCCUACAUGUUGUCUUGUUAGUAUGCUGUCCUACAUGAUGUUUUCUUAGUAUGCUGUCCUACAUGAUGUCUUGUUAGUAUGCUGUCAUGCAUGUUUUCUUGUUAGUAUGUUGUCUUGUUAGUAUGGUGUCCUACAUGUUGUCUUGUUAGUAUGUUGUCAUACAUGAUGUCUUGUUAGUAUUAUGUCCUACAUGAUGUCUUGUUAGUAUGUUGUCCUACAUGUUGUCUUGUUAGUAUGUUGUCCUACAUGUUGUCUUGUUAGUAUGCUGUCCUACAUGUUGUCUUGUUAGUAUGUUGUCUUGUUAGUAUGCUGUCCUACAUUUUGUCUUGUUAGUAUGCUGUCAAGUUAGUAUGCUGUCCUACAUGUUGUCUUGUUAGUAUGCUGUCCUACAUUAUGUUUUCUUAGUAUGCUGUCCUACAUGUUGUCUUGUUAGUGUGCUGUCCUACAUGUUGUCUUGUUAGUAUGUUGUCUUGUUAGUAUGGUGUCCUACCUGUUGUCUUGUUAGUAUGUUGUCCUACAUAAUGUCUUGUUAGUAUUCUGUCCUACAUGAUGUCUUGUUAGUAUGCUGUCCUACAUGUUGUCUUGUUAGUAUGCUGUCCUACAUGUUGUCUUGUUAGUAUGUUGUCUUGAUAGUAUGGUGUCCUACAUGUUGUCUUGUUGGUAUGUUGUCCUACAUGAUGUCUUGUUAGUAUGUUGUCCUACAUGAUGUCUUGUUAGUAUGUUGUCUUACAUGAUGUGUUGUUAGUAUUCUGUCCUACAUGAUGUCUUGUUAGUAUUCUGUCCUACAUGAUGUCUUGUUAGUAUGUUGUCUUGUUAGUAUGCUGUCCUACAUGUUGUCUUGUUAGUAUGUUGUCUUGUUAGUAUGGUGUGUUCUAUCCUCAGACUCUUCCGCCCACCACCAUGGCACUUAGUAUAUACUGCACCUCAGUCACCAUCUUCUUCAUCACCAUAAAGAUUGUCAACUAUCGCCUCCAUGUGAUGUUUGAUAAAGGCGACGUUGUGCCCCCAAGCAGUCUCUCUGAUGUCAUCCAAGGUGCAGAGAAUAAUAGCAACGUCUCAGAUUCAUGUCUUCCAGCUACAUUAAGGUGAGCAUGUUUAUAAAAACAAAAUGUAUAACCAAUAUAUUCCAAAGGAUAUAUAGCUUUGAAGUAGUGCUUUUGUCUUGAAAAACAUGAAGUCAUCCUAUGUUAAAGGAACUACCACAGAUGACCACAUACUCUACAUCUUUCCAAAUAGGAAAAGCAGCACGGUUCCUGACAGUGUUGCCAUGACAAUGUUGACCAGAAACAGGCAGAGUCCAGUCAUCCAGGUUACAGUGAAACAGAUAGAGACGGACCCUGGGUUGAUUGGAGUGGUUAGUGUACCAUUUAAACUACUCUUUAGCUUCAUUCUAAUACUAUAUUAUACUGAACAAAAAUAUAAAUGCAACAUGUAAAGUCUUGGUCCCAUGUUUCAUGAGCUGAAAUAAAAUAUCCCAGAAAUGUUCCAUACGCACAAAAAGCUAAUUUCUGUCAAAUUUUGUGCACAAAUUUGUUUAUAUCCCUAUGAGUGAGCAUAACUCCUUUGCCAAGAUAAUUCAUCCACCUGACAGGUGUGGCAUAUCAAGAAGCUGAUUAAACGGCAUGAUCAUUACACAGGUGCACCUUGUGCUGGGGACAAUAAAAUGCCCAUUACACAGGUGCACCUUGUGCUGGGGACAAUUAAAGGCCACUCUAAAAUGUGCAGUUUUGUCACACAACACAAUGCCACAGAUGUCUCAAGUUUUGAAGGAGCGUGCAAUUGGCAUGCUCACUGCCGGAAUGUCCACCAGAGCUGUUGCCAGAGAAUUGAAUGUUCAUUUCUCUACCAUAAGCCACCUCCAACGUUGUUUUAGAGAAUUUGGCAGUACGUCCAACCGGCCUCACAACCGCAGACCACAUGUAACCACACCAGCCCAGGACCUCCACAUCCGGCUUCUUUCUCAUUCUGAUUGGCUGGGCCUGGCUCCCCAGUGGGUGGCCCUGGCUCCCAAGUGGGUGGCCCACCCAUGGCUGCGUCCCCUGCCCAGUCAUGUGAAAUCCAGUGAUUAGGGCCUAAUGAAUGUACUUCAAUUGACUGAUUUCGUUAUAUGAACUGUAACUCAGUAAAAUCGUUGAAAUUGUUGCAUGUUGUGUUUAUAUUAGUAUAUUAUGGAUUAUAAACUGGUGGUUCAAGCCCUGAAUGCUGAUUGGCUGACAGCCGUGCUAUAUCAGACCGUAUACCACAGGCAUGACAAAACAUAUAUUUUUACUGCUCUAAUUACGUUGGUAACCAGUUUAUAAUAGCAAUAAGGCACCUUGGGGGUUUGUGGUGUAUUGCCAAUAUAUCACGGUAAGGGCUGUGUCCAGGCACUCCGCGAUGCGUCGUGCCUAUGAACAGCCGUGGUAUAUUGGCCAUAUACCACACCCCCUUGUGCCUUAUUGCUUAAAUAUACAUUUUUUAGUUUAAUGAGCACCAUUUUCCCCAUUUUUCUUUCCACCAUCAUCUCUUGCCCUUACAGGAGUUCCCAAAAGCAGAAGACUUAAAGAAUACUGAAGGUACUGUACUCUCAUAUGUUUUAUAAACUGAUCUAAUUUCCCCCUAUAGCAGGAAAUGGGUUUUCUAUUCUCAAAUCUCACUGUGAGAAUGAAAUGUUCUUCCUGGAAUGCAUUGUAUGGAUGUAGUGAUAGAUUGAUUAGCACUCAUUAUGCUAGCCUAGCACAUUAUUGCUUCAAAUACGCUCAGAUAAGCAUGCCAUCAGCUUCCAGUAAAUGUUGGUUUUGCAAAGUGUUGCUGAGAAGAUCAAUAUCCUUUAUUGUUAGUUAAGAGCAGAAAUUGUAAUGACUGAGACGUAAUUUUUUUGUAUUUAUGAGUCAUUCUAAAUUCCUGUCAAUAUGCUCUUUGUAACAGUAGUAUAUCUGUUGCAGCCCAUAGUGACAGUAUCCCUGAGGAGAAACAACCCACAGAGAGCCUGCAGCCUGAGGAGGAGCUCUCCCCAGAGGACCUGUCUAGCCCCAACCCUGACCAGGCUGCCCCUCUCCUGCUGGGGGAGCAGAAGCAUGUGGCUGAUAGGGAGACUGCUGAUGAGGGACUGCCCUCCUCCAAGGGGAGUGAUGAAGAGAGAAGAAAGCAAACAGAGCAGGAAAAACAGCCCCAACAGGACCCCAACAACAGCUCUCUAGACCAGCCAGAGGAGACAUACUGCUCGGACGAGAUCGCUGUUGUCUUGGUGGACAACUCUGACCCAUCAGCCCGCCUGGACGAGAACGACACGGUCAAGAUCAUCAUCACCAUGAGCUGUGAUGCCCAGACGGCUGCGGAGCUGGAGGAGUUGGUCAAACAGAGCAUCCUGGAGUCUGCCCAGGCACAGAUAGGCUGCUGGCGACUGCCUCAUCAAAAUUCCUGUUAUCACCUUUGACUCGCCUGAGGAUGAUGAAUGGAGUGGUGCAGAGAAUGAAAGGGAACCCUUAUCUGAGGCUGACCCUGCUCAGCUGCAGACUCCAAGCCCAGACGGCCAGAUCACCAAAGAGUUGAUGAGAUCUGACUCUGCCGUUCUGGACUGCCGGGACUACAACGAGGCAGACCUGGAACACCCCAGCCCCCUGUUGACCACAGCCGACAACAGGUCCUCUGGCAUCGACGUCCACUCCCACCCUGACGAGAACGACCCUCCUGACCUCAAUGUGGAUGCAGAUGGCUUCCUGCGAAUCCCGUCUACGUUCAGGAACUACGGCCCAGGGGGCAGGACACACGUGCGAGGCUUGAGCAUGGACAGUGGGAAGGAUGCAGUCCUCAUUGCGGACAGAUCACAGAACAGACAGACUACCAUGACUUCGUCCAAGUCAGACCUGGAGGCCAAGGAGGGCCAGAUCCCCAACGAGUCCAACUUUGUGGAGUUUGUGUCACUGCUGGAGUCCAUUAACAGCACCAUGGGAGCCAGUGGAAACCCACCAGAGGAGGUGACAGAAGAGGGAGCCAGAGCCAUGAAGGAAGGUUAGUCUAGCCAUAUGCAUGGUUCCCUGUCUUCCCUGAAAUGUAUCUUCACGGGGGGGUCUUCAUAUACAGUGCCUUCGGAAAGUAUUCAGACCCCUUGACUUUUUCCACAUUUUGUUUUUUCCCCCUCAUCAAUCUACACACAAUACCCCAUAAUGACAAAGAAAAAACAGGUUUUUCAAUUUUUUUUCAAAAUGGAAAUAUGACAUUUACACAAGUAUUCAGACCCUUUACUCAGUACUUUGUUGAAGCACCUUUGGCAGCUAUUACAGCCUUGAGUCUUCUUGGUAUGACGCUACAAGCUUGGCAAACCUGUAUUUGGGGAGCUUCUCCUAUUCUUCUCUGCAGAUCCUCUCAAGCUCUGUCAGGUUGGAUGGGGAGCGUCGCUGCACAGCUAUUUUCAGGUCUCUCCAGAAAUGUUCGAUCAGGUUCAAGUCCAGGCUCUGGCUGGGCCACUCAAGGACAUUCAGAGACUUGUCCCGAAGCCACUCCUGCGUUGUCUUGGCUGUGUGCUUAGGGUCGUUGUCCUGUUGGAAGGUGAACCUUCGCCCCAGUCUAAGGUCCUAAGCGCUCUGGAGCAGGUUUUCAUCAAGGAUCUCUCUGUACUUUGCUCCGUUCAUCUUUCCCUCGAUCCUGACUAGUCUCCCAGUUCCUGCCGCUAAAAAACAUCCCCACAGCAUGAUACUGCCACCACCAUGCUUCACCGUAGGGAUGGUAUUGGUCAGGUGAUGAGCGGUGCCUGGUUUCCUUCAGACGUGACACUUGGCAUUCAGGCCAAAGAGUUCAAUCUUGGUUUAAUCAGACCAGAGAAUCUUGUUUCUCAUGGUCUGAAAGUCUUUAGAUGCCUUUUGGCAAACUCCAAGCGGGCUGUCAUGUGCCUUUUACUGAUGAGUGGCUUCCGUCUGGCCACUCUACUAUAAAGGCCUGCUUGGUGGAGUGCUGCAGAGAUGGUUGUCCUUCUGGGAGGUUCUCCCAUCUCCACAAAGGAACUAUGGAGCUCUGUCAGAGUGACCAUCGGGUUCUUGGUCACCUCCCUGACCAAGGCCCUUCUCCCCCGAUUGCUCAGUUUGGCCGGGCGGCCAGCUCUAGGAAGAGUCUUGGUGGUUCCAAACUUUUUCCAUUUAAGAAUGAUGGAGGCCACUGUGUUCUUGGGGACCUUCAAUGCUGCAGACAUUUUUUGGUACCCUUCCCCAGAUCUGUGCCUCGACACAAUCCUGUCUUGAGCUCUAUGGACAAUUCCUUCAUCCUCAUGGCUUGGUUUUUGCUCUGACAUGCAUUGUCAACUGUGGGACCUUAUAUAGACUGGUGUGUGCCUUUCUAAAUUGUGUCCAAUUAAUCAAAUAUUCCACAGGUGGACUCCAAUCAAGUUGUAGAAACAUCUCAAGGAUGAUCAAUGGAAACAGGAUGCACCUGAGCCCAAUUUCGAGUAUCAUAGCAAAGGGUCUGAAUACUUAUGUAAAUAAGGUAUUUCUGUUUUUAUUUGUAAUACAUUUACAAACAUUUCUAAAAAUCUGUUUUCGCUUUGUCAUUAUGGGGUAUUGUGUGUAGAUUGAUGAGGAAACAUUUUUUUAUUUAAUCAAUUUUAGAAUAAGGCUGUAAUGUAACAAAAUGUGGAAAAAAUGGAGGGGUCUGAAUACUUUCCGAAUGCACUGUAAAUGUAGACAUAUAAGAGGGUGGCAUAUAAGAGGGUAGCGGUUAAGAGCGUUGGGCCAGUAACUGAAAGGUCGCUGGCUCAAAUCCCUAAGCCGACCAGGUGAAAAAUCUGCCGAUGUGCCCUUGAGCAAGGCACUUAACCCUAAUUGCUCCUGUAAGUCGCUCUGGAUAAGAGUGUCUGCUAAAAUGUAAAUGUAAAUAUGAUUUUAGGAGAGAACCUAUUGUCUCUGUUGUGCAAAAUAAUAAUAAUUUGCUGGUCAAAUUGAAAAGGGAUGUUGUUUUUUCAGAGGACGUCACUGACGCUAACACAGAGACAGAGAGCCAGCAGGAGCGUCCAAUCCCUCUCAAUAUUCUGGCCACAACAGACACCCUCCACAUGACCCCCGAAACACGGAUCCCCAUUGUGUCUCCAGACAGGUAAACCUUUUCAAAUGUCUCUUAGAUGUAAAAGGUCAUCAUCACAAUUGACUUUCUUUUGUUCUUUAAUCUGAUCUUUAUUGGAAAUGAAUAAAUGUUUUGAUCGUUGUACAGUUUGUCCUCUACUCUCAGUCCCCAGACAGACCAGGAUAAAGAGCCAGACUACGACUCCCUGCCCUCCCAAACAUCUCAGUCAGAGAGCUCCAUGCUCCAGGUCAUAUGCAGACCAGAGGCCACUAACAAGGAGGACGCCUAUAAGUUCCAUACAGUCCACAGUAAGUGCAAAAUAUUGGGGUAAAUUCACUGAAGACUACAAACUCGUUACAAACCUUGGAUAAUGUGGUAGUGAAUUGUUUGUUAUUGCCCAGCUAUUUUAUAACAUAGUGUAUAUGACUUACGUCACAUCAGGUAGGUGUUUUAAACAUGAGGUUCUGUCUGUUCUCUAUUCCAGGAGACAGACCUCGUAAACUGUAUGCUGAGAGAGCACUAAACCUUCCCCUGGGAGCUGAACUUAUCACAGGCAACAUGUGGUGCUAAGGCUAAGUUAUUUGAUAUGUAAUAUUUGUAUAACAUUCUUGUUGUGUUCUAACCAUAUUUGACAUUUUAGUAUUUUAAAACUUAAUGUGCUUCUCCAUGUCAUCCUUGUCGUGUACCCAGUGAUCUCCUGUCCACUUCCUCGGAGUGCCAGGACGGGCUGGCGGGCCCACACACAGACUGCCCCUUCCAGCGCCGCAGGCUCCGGCCUCGGAGAACGCACCCCGAAAUCUUCCAGGUGACUACACCCCUUUCUCUCCCUCCCUUCUCCCUCUCCACCCAUUCCUCCUCCCCUUCCCCCACACAACAUCUUCCAAGUGACGUUACCCCCCCCCCUUCUACAUUGUAGAAUACUAGUGAAGACAUCAAAACUAUGAAAUAACACAUAUGGAAUCAUGUAGUAACCAAAGAAGUGUUAAACAAAUCAAAAUAUAUUUUAUAUUUGAGAUUCUUCAAAUAGCCACCCUUUGCCUUGAUGACAGCUUUGCACACUCUUGGCAUUCUCUCAACCAGCUUCAUGAGGUAGUCGCCUGGAAUGCAUUUCAAUUAACAGGUGUGGCUUCUUAAAUGUUAAUUUGUGGAAUUUAUUUUCUUCAUAAUGCGUUUGAGCCAAUCAGUUGUGUUGUGACAAGGUAGGGGUGAUAUACAGAAGAUAGCCCUAUUUGCUAAAAGACCAAGUCCAUAUUAUGGCAAGAACAGCUCAAAUAAGCAAAGAGAAAUGACAGUCCAUCAUUACUUUAAGACAUGAAGGUCAGUCAAUCGGGAAAAUGUCAAGAACUUUGAAGGUUUCUUCAAGUGCAGUCGCAAAAACCAUCAAGCGCUAUGAUGAAACUGGCUCUCAUGAGGACCAUCACAGGAAUGGAAGACCCAGAGUUACCUCUGCUGCAGAGGAUAAGUUCAUUAGAGUUACCAGCCUCAGAAAUUGCAGCCCAAAUAAAUGCUUCACAGAGUUCAAGUAACAGGCAUAUCUCAACAUCAACUGUUCAGAGGAGACUGUGUGAAUCAGGACUUCAUGGUUGAAUUGCUGCAAAGAAUCCACUACUAAAGGACACCAAUAAGAAGAAGAGACUUGCUUGAGCAAUGGACAUUAGACCAGUAGAAAUGUGUCCUUUGGUCUGGAGUCCAAAUUUGUGAGACGCGGUGUGGGUGAACGGAUGAUCUCUGCAUGUGUAUUUCCCACCGUAAAGCAUGGAGGAGGAAGUGUUAUGGUGUGGGGGUGCUUUGCUGGUGACACUGUCUGUGAUUUAUUUAGAAUUCAAGGCACACUUAAUCAGCAUGGCUACCACAGCAUUCUGCAGCGAUACGCCAUCCCAUCUGGUUUGGGCUUAUCAUUUGUUUUUCAACAGGACAAUGACCCAACACACCUCCAGGCUGUGUAAGGGCUAUUUUACCAAGAAGGAUAGUGAUGGAGUGCUGCAUCAGAUGACCUGGCAUCUACAAUUGUCACACCCUGGCUCUGGGACUCAUUAUGUUGAGCCAGGGUGUGUUCAUUCUAUGUGUUUAUUUCUAUGUUGGUAGUUCUGUUGUGUCUAUUUCUAGGUUGUUGUAUUUCUUUGUUUGAGUGACUCCCAAUCAGAGGUAACGAGUGUCAGCUGUUGGCUCGUUGGCUCUGAUUGGGAGCCAUAUUUAAACUGUCUGUGUUCACCUUGUGUUUGUGGGUUUUUGUUCCGUGUUCGGUUAGUGUAACCGUUUUGGACUUCACGAGUCGUGUUUGGUAUACUUUAACGAAUUAAAGUCAUGUUUGUUUCACAUGCUGCGCCUUGGUCUACUCACUCCUACGACGAUCGUGACAGAAAAACCCACCAUCAAAGGACCAAGCAGCGUGUCCAGGAACAGGCAACCUGGACGUGGGAGCAGCGUCGGAGGGUCGAGAGGCAACCCCAAUAAAUUUUUAAAGGGGGGCACACGGCAUGGACGACGGAGGCAAAGAUGGGGCGAAUCCAGGAGGCCACCAGGCCAGGGGUACACCGCCCUGUACGUCCUGUGCGGAUGCCUCACACAGAGUGUGUGAGGGUAGGCAUUCAGCCAGGACGGGUGGUGGCCGCUGUUCACUCCAGGCCUCCUAUCCGUCUCCACAGCCCGACCCGGCCUGUUCCUGCCACUCGCACCAAACCUACGGUGCGCGUCGCCAGCCCGGUCCGGCCUGUUCCUGCCACCCGCACCAAGUCUACGGUGCGCGUCGCCAGCCCGACCCGGCCUGUUCCUGCCACUCGCACCAAACCUACGGUGCGCGUCGCCAGCCCGGUCCGGCCUGUUCCUGCCACCCGCACCAAGUCUACGGUGCGCGUCGCCAGCCCGACCCGGCCUGUUCCUGCCACUCGCACCAAACCUACGGUGCGCGUCGCCAGCCCGACCCGGCCUGUUCCUGCCACUCGCACCAAACCUACGGUGCGCGUCGCCAGCCCGGUCCGGCCUGUUCCUGCCACUCGCACCAAACCUACGGUGCGCGUCGCCAGCCCGACCCGGCCUGUUCCUGCCACUCGCACCAAACCUACGGUGCGCGUCGCCAGCCCGGUCCGGCCUGUUCCUGCCACUCGCACUAAGCCAGGGGUGCGAGAAGUCAGCCUGGUAAGGCCCGUUCCUCCUCCACGCACAAAGCCAGGGGUGCGAGUCGUCAGCCUGGUAAGGCCCGUUCCUCCUCCACGCACCAAGCCUACGGGGUGCGUCGUCAGCCCUGUCCGGCUCGUUCCUGCUCUCCGCACCAAGUCUGUGGUGCGCGUCGCCAGCCCAUUCCGGUCCAUUCCUGUUCCACGCACCAAGCCAGGGGCGCGUGUCGUCAGUCCGGCUCCGGCCAGCGGGGCUAGACAGGACCAGGGGUACUUUGGGGGGUGUAUCGGAGGGUGGUGGUCAAGGCCGGAGCCAGAACCGCCGCCGAGGAGGUAUGCCCGCCCAGCCCUCCCCUGUUUUGUUUAGUUGAGGCGCGGUCGCAGUCCGCGCCUUUAGGGGGGGGUACUGUCACACCCUGGCUCUGGGACUCAUUAUGUUGAGCCAGGGUGUGUUCAUUCUAUGUGUUUAUUUCUAUGUUGGUAGUUCUGUUGUGUCUAUUUCUAGGUUGUUGUAUUUCUUUGUUUGAGUGACUCCCAAUCAGAGGUAACGAGUGUCAGCUGUUGGCUCGUUGGCUCUGAUUGGGAGCCAUAUUUAAACUGUCUGUGUUCACCUUGUGUUUGUGGGUUUUUGUUCCGUGUUCGGUUAGUGUAACCGUUUUGGACUUCACGAGUCGUGUUUGGUAUACUUUAACGAAUUAAAGUCAUGUUUGUUUCACACGCUGCGCCUUGGUCUACUCACUCCUACGACGAUCGUGACAACAAUCCCCCGACCUCAACCCAAUUGAGAUGGUUUGGGAUGAGUUGGACCGCAGAGUGAAGGAAAAGCAGCCAACAAGUGCUAAGCAUAUGUGGGAACUCCUUCAAGACUGUUGGAAAAGCAUUCCAGGUGAAGCUGGUUGAGAGAAUGCCAAGAGUGUGUAAAGCUGUCAUCAAGGCAAAGGGUGGCUAUUUGAAGAAUCUCAAAUAUAAAAUAUAUUUUGAUUUGUUUAACACUUUUUUGGUUACUACAUGAUUCCAUAUGUGUUAUUUCAUAGUUUUGAUGUCUUCGCUAUUAUUCUACAAUGUAAAAAAUAGUAAAAAUAAAGAACAACCCUUGAAUGAGUAGGUGUGUCCAAACCUUUGACUGGUAGUGUAUAUCUCUCUAUUAUGUGUGGGAAUACUUUGUAACAGAUUUCCAAAAUUCAAAUCACGUGGAGCUGAUUUGCUGGUGUUUUUACAUUGUUUUAUGUCCAACAAUAAAAAAAUAUAUAAUACAAAAAAAGAAAUAGUUUUGCUCCGAAAAUGAUUGGGGACAAAGUCGGCAGCUAAGGUGUAUGGUUCACAGCACACACACACACAGACACACACAGACACAGACACACACACACACACACACACACACACACACACAGCACACAGCACACAGCACACACACACACACACACACACACACACACACACACCAGGUUUGAGUUAUCGGAUGGCCGUUAAGGGAUAUAAUGACAGCUGCACAUGGCUGGGAGUUGACUGAUGGACAGGAAAUACACUGGGUGAAUUACACUGAUGAUUAUUACUGUCCUCUGUAGCUCAGCUGGUAGAGCACGGCGCUUGUAACGCCAAGGUAGUGGGUUCAAUCCCCGGGACCACCCAUACACAAAAAAUGUAUGCACGCAUGACUGUAAGUCGCUUUGGAUAAAAGCGUCUGCUAAAUGGCUUAUUAUUAAAUGUUGUAACUGUAUGAGAACAGAUCUAAACAUUAUCUGUGUCUUGACAGUGUGUAGUAAGUUGUCAUAAGCUGAAACCAACAGUCAUGACUGUUUCAUCCAUUAUGUCAAUAUUAUGUAACCCUUAUGACUAAAGAAAUUAAAGUGUUAUUGAGAUUGCUUUUACACUGCAACCUGAAUUCCACUUCUGACAGGAGGAGGACUCGAUUGAUGAGUCGUCAGAGACCUCCACACAGGAAAAGCCUUCUCGUAAGCUGAACUACAAGCUUAAGCUUUUUCCUGGGAAGUGGGUAAACAUCUUGUAUGACCGGCUGACCUUGUUGGCGCUGUUGGACAGGUAAGAGAAAAGGCUCCUAUCUUUCCUUUUCCUUUUCCAUCUCUCAGCGAUUUAUCAACUAGUUGAUGGAUACUUUACUUUGACCUUUGCCCUCUGCCCUUAGGAACCAGGAUGUGGUGGAGAACAUAGUGGCUGUGUUCCUGGCCUUCCUGGUGGCCUUCCUGGGGUUUAUCCUGCUCAACCACGGCUGCUUCAAAGACAUCUGGGUUUUCCAGUUCUGCGUGGUCAUCGCUAGCUGCCAGUUCUCGUUGUUAAAGGUAAGGAAGGUAUCUAUUUUUGUAACAAGGGAUAAGGCCUAAUCAAUUGUAAUCAUUGCUUAUCUGUGUUGACAGAAUUCAGAUCAGUGAUAGGUUGUGAUAAUAACGUGUCAUUUUCACUGCCCCACCACAUACUCCACUGUAACAAUGAAAAUUAAACUUUAGCUAAGUACUUCUUAUCUGACACAUUACUGAUGGAAACAUUUCUCUGUCAGUCAUUGACUGUAUAUCAGUUAAUCACGUUAAUAAAGCUUUGAACAAAUUGUUUGUAUUACAGAGUGUGCAACCUGAUGCAGCCUCGCUAACACAUGUGAGUCUAAAUGGAACAUAUUCUAAAAGUGUGAAGAUACAUUUUCUCUGGUUGUUUAUUAUCUACGUUUUUUUCCAAGUAGACGGUUCGAGGUUUCUCUGUUUCAUUUCUCUCCCCUCUUGAUGUUUUCCAGGGACACAAUCAGAUUGUUGCCUAUAGCCGGGCAACUUAUUUCUGCAUUUUCUGUGGCCUUAUUUGGAUUCUGGAACAGAUGUUAAGAAGGAAGGACCUGCCUGUGUCCACUGUAUAUGGCAUCCCCAUAGUAUUAGCAGAUGCUCUCAAAUUCCUGAGAGACAUUUUAGUGGGUAAGUCACAUACAGUAAAUCAUUUCUAUGACCAUUUCUAGCCAUCUCAAGGAAAUGAAUUUAAAUGAGGUGUUUUAUUUUUUCAUUAGAAAAAGCUUAGUUCUAAAGUCCUGUCUGUUUCAUAUUCCACAGGCCUCACCUUCUGCUUUCCUAUCACAUUUCUCGUUGGCCUGUUCCCACAAAUCAACACCUUUAUGAUUUACCUGCUAGAACAAAUAGACAUUCAUUUAUUUGGUGGAACAGGUGAGUAUCUUCUCUGUUUACUUUGAUCUUCAUAAUAUCAUGAACUCAAUGCAUACUGUACCACCUGUCACACCCUGGCUCUGGGACUCAUUAUGUUGAGCCAGGGUGUGUUCAUUCUAUGUGUUUAUUUCUAUGUUGGUAGUUCUGUUGUGUCUAUUUCUAGGUUGUUGUAUUUCUUUGUUUGAGUGACUCCCAAUCAGAGGUAACGAGUGUCAGCUGUUGGCUCGUUGUCUCUGAUUGGGAGCCAUAUUUAAACUGUCUGUGUUCACCUUGUGUUUGUGGGUUUUUGUUCCGUGACGGUAUGUUUAACCGUGGACUUCACGAAUCGUGUUUUGUUUAUAUUUAGGAACUUUAAUUAAAUAAAGUCAUGUUUAUUUCACACGCUGCGCCUUGGUCUACUUCGCUACUCGACGAUCGUGACAGAAAAACCCACCAUACCAGGACCAAGCAGCGUGUCCAGGAGCCAAGGGUCUGGACAUGGGAGGAGAUUGUGGACGGUAAAGGGUCUUGGACUUGGGAGGAGAUCCUGGAUGGGAUGGAUCGCCGGCCAUGGAGUAAAACAGUGGAGAGGCGACUGAGAGAGGAGCAACGGCGUCAGCAGGGCCAUCGUCGGAAGGACGAGAGGCAACCCCAAAAAGUUUUUUGGGGGGGGGCACAUGGCUUGGGCGGCUGGGCAGCAGGAGGCUGCCACAGGGAGACGUGGAGAGAAGGCUACCGGAUUACGGGAGCCAUUGGCGAGUAGAGGGAGGGAAGUAGUUGAGGCACGGCGUGAGAGACUGAGGUGUGUUGCCAGUCCGGUCCGGCCCGUUCCUGAUCCCCGGUUAAGGCCAGUGGUGUGUGUUCCCAGUAUGGACCGGCCUGUUCCUACUCCACGUACAAAGCCUACGGUGUGCGUCGCCAGCCCAGCCCGGCCUGUUCCUGCUCCACGCACAAAGCCUACGGUGUGCGUCGCCAGCCCUGCCCGGCCGGUUCCUGCUCCUCGCACCAAACAUACGGUGCGCAUCGCCAGCCCGGUCCGGCCUGUUCCUGCCACCCGCACUAAGUUUACGGUGCGCGUCGCCAGCCCGACCCGGCCUGUUCCUGCCACUCGCACCAAACAUACGGUGCGCGUCGCCAGCCCGGUCCGGCCCGUUCCUGCUACUCGCACCAAGCCAAGGGUGCGAGUCGUCAGUCUGGUCCGGCCUGUUCCUGCUCCACGCACAAAACCUACGGUGUGCGUCGCCAGCCCAGCCCGGCCUGUUCCUGCUCAACGCACAAAGCCUACGGUGUGCGUCGACAGCCCUGUCCGGCCCAGUCCUGCUCCCCGCACCAAGUCUACGGUGUGCGUCGACAGCCCUGCCCGACCUGUUCCUGCUCCACGCACCAAGUCUACGGUGUGCGUCGACAGCCCAGUCCGGCCCAUUCCUGCUCCCCGCACCAAGUUGGUGGUGCGUUUCGUCAGCCCUGUCCGGCCCAAUCCUGCUCCCCGCACCAAGUCUGUGGUGCGUUUCGUCAGCCCUGUCCGGCCCGUUCCUGCUCCCCGCACCAAGUCUGUGGUGCGUGUCGUCAGCCCUGUCCGGCCCGUUCCUGCUCCCCGCACCAAGUCUGUGGUGCGUUUCGUCAGCCCUGUCCGGUCCGGUCCCGCUCUCCGCACCAAGUCAGGAGUGGGCUUCAUCAGCCCGGUCCGGCCCAUUCCUGCUCCCCGCGCCAAGGCAGUGGUGCGCGUCGUCAGCCUGGUAAGGCCCGUUCGUCCUCCACGCACCAAGCCAGGGGCGCGUGUCGUCAGUCUGGCUCCGGCCGGCGGGGCUAGACAGGACCAGGGGUACGUUGGGGGGUUGGAGAGGAGGUGGGGAUCAAGGCCGGAGCCAGAACCGCCGCCGAGGAGGUAUGCCCGCCCAGCCCUCCCCUGUUUUGUUUAGUUGAGGCGCAGGCGCGGUCGCAGUCUGCGCCUUUAGGGGGGGGUACUGUCACACCCUGGCUCUGGGACUCAUUAUGUUGAGCCAGGGUGUGUUCAUUCUAUGUGUUUAUUUCUAUGUUGGUAGUUCUGUUGUGUCUAUUUCUAGGUUGUUGUAUUUCUUUGUUUGAGUGACUCCCAAUCAGAGGUAACGAGUGUCAGCUGUUGGCUCGUUGUCUCUGAUUGGGAGCCAUAUUUAAACUGUCUGUGUUCACCUUGUGUUUGUGGGUUUUUGUUCCGUGACGGUAUGUUUAACCGUGGACUUCACGAAUCGUGUUUUGUUUAUAUUUAGGAACUUUAAUUAAAUAAAGUCAUGUUUAUUUCACACGCUGCGCCUUGGUCUACUUCGCUACUCGACGAUCGUGACACCACCAAAGUCUUACGCCUCAACCUGAUGCCUGUGUGUCCACUUCCUGUGUCAGCUGCAUCUGGACUCCACUCAGCAGUAUACAGCAUAUUCCGUAGUCUGACGGCAUUAUCUUUGCUGUACGGGUUCUGUUUUGGAGCUCUGAAGGUAGGAUUGAAUUAAUUGUUGAGUAAAGAUGUGUGUAUAUGAUUACGUGAAGGAUAUGCUUUGCACUGCGACAGAACAGUUUGUUGCUGCAGAGGCAGCUUAGUCAAGCAUGAGAAAUCAAAUAGCUUUUUAGGUAGCAGCUCUCUCUUCCUCCAGGCUAAUGAAAGCACUGUUCUGCUUGGGUGAUUAUUUAGUAUUCCAAUCUGCUGGUAAGAGGGGUUUAAGUCAAACGUUACAAAUAGCCUUAAGAAGGCUCUCUGAUGGAAAAAGGUAUGCCACUAUGCCUGCAGCAAUGCAACGUGUCCAUAUUCAUCCUUACAAAUAUUAGGCCUGAAUGAGGCAACCAUUUGCAGUUCUCUGUUUUUAUAGAGGAGGGUUGGCCUUCAACAUUUUAAAAUAGAUGUUCUGUUUAGGUGCCAUUAUCAAUAUUUCUAUUUGAUUAUAUUCUAUUCUGAAGGAGCCCUGGGAUGAACAGCACACCCCAGCCUUGUUCUCUGGGUUCUGUGGCUUGCUGGUGGUUCUCUCCUACCAUUUGAGUGGGCAGAACAGUGACCCGACUGUACUGAUGUAAGCCGCCUGCUCCUCCUAUUGUUAUGCCUGCUAACAUGCUGACUCUAUGAGAGGUGUUAGUGCAAAGACAUUCUCCUUGUUGUCCAUGACAGGUCUCUGAUCAAGUCCAAACUGAUGCCCACUCUUGUGGAAAGUGAGGAAGAGGAUGAAGACUCAGAAGACAUCAAGGACCCUCUUCCUGAGAAGCUCAUGAAUUCAGUGGUAAGUCAAGAGACUUGCAUUGUCUCCUCUACUUCUAAAUGGAUUUGUUCCACUCAAACGCUGUCUCCUGUUUUAGUUUGACUUUAACACAUUAUUACAUUCCGUUGUGAUAUUGGAUGAUUUGCUUUUGGCAGAAGGAGAUUCUUCUUUCAGAUCUUGUGGUCUGCUCCAUUGCCUACAUUUUAACCUUUGCUAUUACUUCAAGCACUGUCUUCCUGUCCCUAAAGGUGGGUUUCCUACCACCAAACACCAUCCCUAAACUAUGUGUCAUAAAUGUUGUUUGUGUCAUAAAACAAUGUUGUUUCAUCGGGAAAUAAUUACUGUGGUGUCGUAAAUUAAACGUUUUUGCAUCGGUUUGGUAUUCAGUCAACCACCCAGGCACUCCCUCUCUCCCCCUUUCUUUUUCACUUUCUCUCCUCCUUUCUCUCUCGUCCCGUUCUCUCCCUAUCAUGGGCUUUUUCUCGGGAUCACUUUGGCGCGCUCCCAUUCUCUCCCCCUUUCGGCUCAUCUCCUCCGAGAGAACACGGGGAGCCCCAGGGCUCACUUGAGGAAGGGAAGAAGCUCCUUUCUCUCCCUCUUUUCUCGUCCUCUCCUUUCUCUCCUCUCUCUUCUCUCUCUCUCCUUCUCUCCCUCUUCUCUCCCCCCUUUUACUCUCUCUCCCCCUUUCCUAUCCCCCCUCGUAUGUCGCCUUUCUUCUUCGGUCCUUCUCUCUCUCUCCUUCUACCCCUUUUGCUCUCUACCCUUUCUAUCGACCCCUUUCUCUAUCUCACUUUCUCUCCUCCUUCUCUUCUGUACUCUCUCCUCCCUUGUCCUCUCCUCCUUUCUUCCCCUUCCCUUGUCUCCCUCUUUCUUCCCCCUCUUCUCCCCACCAUCCUCGUCUUUCUCUUCCCACUUCUUCUGCUCUCCCUUUCUCUCAUCCUUUCUCUCCCCCUUUUUCUCUUCCCUCUCUCCUUUGUCCCUAUUUCUCUCCCCCUUUGUCUCUCUUUCUACCCCCUUUCUCUCCUCCUCUUCUCCUCUCCCGUUGUCUAGCUCUUCCCCAUUUCUCUCCCCUCUCUUCUCUCUCCUCCUUAUUCGUCUCUCACCCCUGCGUCGCUGCCUCUCGUCUUGCUUCCUCUUCCCCCUCUCUCUCUCCCCCCCCUUUCUCUCCAUGAGGUCAGUCUCUCCGGCUUAUAUAUCGUCUUCCCCCUUCUCUCCUCCUUGAAUCUUUCUUCCUCACGCUCCCCCUUUCCUCUCCUCCCCCUCUCCCCCCUUUCUCUCCCCCCCAAGAGGUCAAGUCUGGCUUAUUUAUCGGAUGUUUGAAAUGUUUUCUUCCUACAGCGUUUUGUCUCUUUAGACAUAUUUUAUAGAACAUUUGAUGAAACACUAAAUGUAAUAGCCUAUAGUUCUAUACACAUAUGUGGGUUCAGUAAUUUAGUGAACACCUCCUCCCUGUGCCUUCAUCUUUGUCUGAGGUUGCCUUUAGGUUAUUUCCCAAUUAAAUCAGUUUCAUUCCCCCUCUUCAAAUCCAAAACCAAGCCAUGCAGUGUAGUCAUUGAUCCAUAUUCACAAGCCAAGAAUGACUAUAAAGAUGUGUCAAAUGCUGCAAAUAUAAUGAACAGCUCUUACGUUUUGUGAUUAAAGUUGAUUUCAUUUUCCAGACGAUGCUCAGUUGAUGUGGUUUGAGCGUCUGUACAUGGGCCUGCUGUGUUUUGAGAAAUACGUUGUUUACCCAGCCAUCAUUCUGAGUGCGCUCACCAAUGAUGGCUUCUCACUCAGUCACCGAAAGAAGCUAGGCAUCCAGUGAGUAUCUUUCUUAAAGAUUUUAAUAAAAAACACAUACACCCUCCUUUCCUUGACACCAAAACCCAGACCUGUGUCAAAUAAAGUAAAUCAAAUCAAAGUUUAUUGGUCGCGUACACAGUUUGGCAGAUGUUACAGGGGGUGCAGCGAAAUGAUUGUGUUAAUAGCUCCUACAGUGCAUCAAAAAUGUCAAACAAGGACACAAAUACUAUAAUAAUCAAAAACCAAAAACAAUAAAUCACGAAUGUCAGAACAAAUCCAGUAUUUGAUGUGCUCUUGGUUUAGCUUGGUUUAGUUUCUACUUUUGGAACUAUUCCAGUGGUUCCAUUGUACCGAGACUAAAUCAAGUAUUUGACGCAGGUCUUCUAAGAACCAUUUUUAGUUUAAAACCAGUUUGUUUAGAUAAUCUGUCUAACAUUCAGUUUAGAAUGUAGAGUUAAUGUUUUUCCAGGUAGACAGUGUGAAAUACCUUAAACUUGCCUCUGUCACACUUAUUCGAUUAACUUAAAAUGCCAGUCUUCAUGUAGCGCCUGGGGAAACGUUUUCCAGAAACACACAGUUCUUCACAGGUUUAUACUAUACAGUCUUCACCAAGGUUAUUAUAGUUGUAUGUUUUUAUAUUCAUUUUUAUUUCUAUUAGUUUUUCAACCUGAUUUACUAGUUUUUACUUAGUUUGAGUUGAAUAAAAAUGUAUUUUGUUUUGAUAAUAUUUAUUUUCAGUUUUAGUGUUAGGGACAGAAUGUACCGGAUUUCUUCCUUGUUAGCUAGUGAUAGCUAGUGAUAGUGAUGUUUGGCCUAUUUGAAACAUCGCCACCUUCUGGCAGCAUUUACCCACCAGAUUCAGAAGCUUAAAAACCCCAUUAGAAAAAAAGCUUGAAAACCCCUUUAGAAAGAAGCUUGAAAACCCCAUUAGAUUUUUGCCCAAAGUAAAAAAGAAAACAAAAAGAAAACUGAACAUAAUUCAUGAUGGUUUUUAUUUUUUUUUGCGUUAGUUUUCGAGUCAAAGAUAGUUUCAGUAUCGUUUUAGUUUUUCAAACGGGUUUGUUAAUGAUUUUAUUUCAGUUUACAAAAUAGUUUUUUCAUGAUUCAUUUUCAUUUUAGUUUCAGUUUUAGUUUACUAUAAUAACCUUGGUCUCCACCACUCCCCACUGUGCAUGUUGGAGGUGCAACAAAACCCUGAGUACCUUCAUCAAUCAAAGAAAUAUCACAAAUAUCACUAUGCAUGACCUUUGCUAGGGAAGAAAGUGUGAUGUAUAUACAGUGUUACGAACCCCGUGGCUCUAAACAUCUAGGGUGGAUGGACAUGAGACCCGUAACAUAAAUUCAUGUAAAUUAUAAGUGUGGCAUGGAACAGUGAGAACAAAAAUGACACAACAACCAUGAACUACCGUCAAACAAAGUGUUUAUUUCUGAACACACGGUAAGGGUUUGGGAAAAAGGGCUGAGCAGGACCCAAGAAAUGAAACAAUAGUGUAAAACCCCCUAAACUGAUCUUGCCUGCCUCAAGAACCGCUAGGCUACUGCUACCAUACAAAAAUACAGUGGGUGGUCCGCUCAGGUCUAACUAGUGUUUAUAGACAGAUUUCUUCCUACGGGUAAUGUACGCCCAAGGGCAACUCAUCAGAUAUUAUGAACGACUGCGCCGCACCAGUAUCUCUGAGGAUUCUAACUGGACGCUGAGACGCUUCGUCAUCUGAUAUAGAAACAAACCCCUCAAAAAUGAACGGUUCAUAACUGUGAUCUGGGACAGGGACUUUCAAACCACAUUCACUAUGCGGCUUCUGUCUUGAUUCCGGCCUUACAACCGUACGAAUCAGCCCAACACCCGUUGGUGGCCUGGCGUGCUGAGGCAUCCCCGGUUUGCGUUUUAGCAGAAACCAAUCAUUAACCAUAUGUCCCACCUUAUGACAAUAGAAACAGUGACGCACAUCUUUUGGGCGCGCUGGAUGUACUGCUGGUCGACUAGGACUAAAAGUUAGCAACUCCGCAGCCCUGCUCUCCGUACGAGCCGAAAACACGCUCUUAUGCGUCAACACAAACUCGUCUGCCAAUACAGACGCUUCCGACAGUGAGGAUACUUUCUGUUCGUUCAGAUAAACUACAAUGCGUUCCGGUAAGCAAUUUUUAAACUCUUCUAACAAGAUUAACUCCCGUAGAGAGUUAAAAUCAGUUACCUUACUAGCACUGUGCCAUUUGUCAAACAGAUUUCCUUUGUCUCUAGCAAACUCCACAUAAGUCUGAGUAGGAGACUUUUUAUGAGACCUAAAUCUCUGUCGAUAUGCCUCAGGAACAAGCUCAUAGGCACGAAGAACAGUAGCUUUGACCACUUCAUAAUUCAAACUGUCUUCAAGAGGUAGCGCUGCCAGAACCUCUUGGGCUUUACCUGUUAGCUUACACUGAAGUAAUAGGCACCAUACCUCGUCGGGCCAUUUCAAUGCUACCGCUAUAUGUUCAAACACACUGAAAUAGGAAUCAACCUCUGACUCCCUAAACACAGGUACCAAGGUGAUCUGCCUACUAAUAUCAAACGUAGCAGAUGACACAGCUGGUGAGGAUGGCUCACUAGCAGGCAUAGUAUGAGCAGAGACUAACCUCGCUGUUUCUGCCUCUAGUUCCAUUUUACGCAUCUCCAGUUCCAUCUUACGCGUCUCCAGUUCUUGAUCAAGCCUACGCGUCUCCAGUUCUGCCUCUAGCUUACGCGUCUCCUGUUCUGCCUCUAGCUCCAUUUUACGCAUCUCCAGCUUGUCUUGCCUGAUUUGUGCCCGCUCUUCCGCCUCCAUUUGGACCGGGUCGAACGGACAUCGAUCCUGGCAUCACUGUCAGUCAGUGGGGAGAGUGGGUCAUAACGGGGGAAUGUGGCUGGAGCCUUAGCCUCGUCUUCAGACACUGAUGGGCUUACAGGAACAGCAACCACAUCCCCUACAGGAGCAGCAGACUCAGGCGGCGGUAACUCAAGCACUCGCUCGUUCAAUAAUAUCGCUAACACUACUUCCCUAACUUCUGCUUUCACUAAACCCCUCGGUAUGGGUACAGAAAAGUGGUCAGCCAAAACCUGUAGAUCCACUCUACGGCAAUUUUCAAAAACCCCCCACGUAGGGUUUUCCAAAAAUGCCUCUAGCUCAAAAGUAGCCAUUCUACUAGCAACACGAGCCGUCGACUACUGAACACAAAAAAAAACAGGUAGUACAGCUGCCAAGCUCAACACUGAACCAGACACUUACUAAUUUACAUGAGUAGCAUGGGAUAGAUCCCGGACGAGCCCCCACUUUAUGUUACGAACCCCGUGGCUCUAAACAUCUAGGGUGGAUGGACAUGAGACCCGUAACAUAAAUUCAUGUAAAUUAUAAGUGUGGCAUGGAACAGUGAGAACAAAAAUGACACAACAACCAUGAACUACCGUCAAACAUAAAGUGUUUAUUUCUGAACACACGGUAAGGGUUUGGGAAAAAGGGCUGAGCAGGACCCAAGAAAUGAAACAAUAGUGUAAAACCCCCUAAACUGAUCUUGCCUGCCUCAAGAACCGCUAGGCUACUGCUACCAUACAAAAAUACAGUGGGUGGUCCGCUCAGGUCUAACUAGUGUUUAGACAGAUUUCUUCCUACGGGUAAUGUACGCCCAAGGGCAACUAGCUUAAACUCCCCUUUUCCCAGAAACACACAAAGCUACCAAACAGGGUAAUCAGCAACAAAGUAAGUACACAAUACACAGGACACAACAGUAUCCACACUCACAUAAAGAAAUAGAUUCUAAUAAAGUUACCAAUAGGGUAACCAACAACUUAGUGAGUACACAAUACACAGGACACCACCGUGUCCAUACUCACAUAUGGAAAAAGUCUCUCUCCCUUGCAACAAACACAAGUCUGGUUUUUAUAAAAUGGGAUGUGUGAUUGAACAAACGAGUAACAGGUGGUGCAAUUCACAGGCAUGUUCACUGAUUGGUCCAAUCAGCAGACACUUCAACGACCACCAAUCAGGAACAAACAGGACACCUGUGAUUAGGGCAGAAAGAGUAGAAACACACAAAAACACAGGAUACCUGUAUCCGUAACAACAGUAUUAGCUAGUAUUGGUGCAUUUGUCUCCCCUGCCACCCUCCCCCUCCAUGUCACCCCUUUGCUUUGCUCCGCUGUGUCCCGCCUGUGCGCCUGAGUCGCUCAGGUCUCUGUCUCGCUCCAGCUGUGAUGUCUUGUUGAUGACAGUUGCUGGGAUGAAACUCCUCCGCGCCUCCUUCUGCAGUCCCAGCUUCCAGUUCGUCACUCUCAUCUUCACUGUCAUCUUCUUCGAGUUUGACUGCAGCAGAGCCUCUGAAACCUUUCUGCUGGAUUUCUUUAUUAUGUCCAUUGUCUUCCACAAGGUCAGUCUGUGACGUGACCAGAGACUGGUACACACUCUCCCAAUGACAGACCUCUGAAUACGAUAAGAUAGGAAAUGAAUGCAACUCACUAUGGCUGCGGUCCCCAAACUUCCUACAGUUGAUAAUUUUUUUUACAGUAGCAUUAUUUGGGGUCUGUGAAGCAGCGAACACAGCUGCUCUGUAGAGUGGCCUUCUUUCUUUUGAUUAUCUUUGAUUUAUUUUUAGGAUCUGAUCUAAAAAAGAACUAUUUGUUGUCUGUCAGUGACUCACAGUAGGUCUUUGUUCCUCUACAGCUCAGUGAUCUGCUUCACAAGCUCCACUUCAUCAUGGUCUACAUCGCACCGUGGCAGAUCGCAUGGGGCAGUGCCUUCCACGCGUUCGCUCAGCCCUUCGCUGUGCCUCGUAUCCUUCGGUUUUGGCAUGUGUAUGAACUACACGUUUCCACAUAUGUUUUGACGUUGCUCUGACUGAAACUGUAACCGCAAAUUUGACAGCAGGUAUGUGAGUAUGGUAAACCUGUUAAUACCUGGUGGUUGUUCCUUGGUUGUGGGGGUUCUCCUUCAUGAUGCAGCUCAGACUCAGCCAUGUUGCUGCUGCAGACGUUCAUCACAACUCUGUUCUACACCCCUCUCAGCCCCUUCCUGGGCAGCGCCAUCUUCAUCACCUCCUACCCGCGGCCCGUCAAGUUCUGGGAGAGGAACUACAAGUAAUGGCCUUUCACUGCCCGCAACUUGAGAUAAAGCACCAUUAAGCCCUUUAAGCACGUACCUUAAAGGGAUACUGCAAGAUUAUGGCAAACCGUUUAUCUACUUCCCCAGAGUUAGGUGAACUUGUGGAUACCAUUUUUAUGUUUCUGCAUGCAGUAUGAAGGAAGUUAAAGGUAGUUUCGCGAGAAAAUGGUAACUAGUGUUAGAGCAAUGACUGGAAGUCUACAGGUACGGUAGCAUAUGAGUUCAUCUGACACUGGGUAAGUAGAAAAACGGCUUAAUUGUCUGAAUCUCGCAGUAUGCCCUUAAACCACCACAGUGUGUCGACUGACCCCCAAGGUGUCCAGCCUCAGAGAUGGGACAAGAGAAAGUCCAUUAUGAAUAAAGAGGGGGACAAGGGAUGUCCAAAUCAGUUUGAGUCUAUGACCAAACCAUUGAGUGAGGUCACUGUCAAUAAUUAAUUGUUAGUCUGUUUCUAAUCUGCUCAGAAAAUAUGCAAGUGGCUUCCUAGAGCCCCUAUUGACAUCCAUAUAAGGACAUUUCUGUCUCAGAGAUGAUGUCAUACACUCAGCUGACUGAGCGAAGUGGUCUAGGCGGAGACAAACAGAGUAUAGAACCUCUACUCCAGUCACUGAGUUAUUAAUGAGGAUUUAUAUAACUAUUUUAACUAUAACUAACACAGGUCCGAAGAAGAAACCAGAAUACUCUCUUAUCGUAUGUUAGACAUUGUUUGCUGUAUGUAAAUGAAUGUCUCCCUAAUCUUGGUUUUGUACCAUUUUGCAGCACCAAAACGCAUUGACAACUCUAAUAGCAGACUUGUAUCUCAGGUUGAUAAAGAGACAGGUAAAAUAUUAAGUUUAUUGUAUAAAUAUCAACAUGUUUUCCCCCCUAAUAAACAUUAACCAGAGAAGCUGAUUUUGAAUUUCUCAACUCGACAAUGAUCUUCUCAUGGUUAAUACAUGUUGUUUUGUUGGUCAUGUCAAUCAGUGUAUUUUACAUAAACUUUUAUUCCCCCAGGAUGUGACGACAACAACCUGAACUCCAUCUUCUAUGAGUAUCUGACACGCUCUCUGCAGCACUCUCUGUGUGGUGACCUGAUGCUGGGCCGCUGGGGGAACUACAGCUCUGGAGACUGCUUUAUCCUGGCCUCCGACUACCUCAACGCCUUCGUUCACCUCAUCGAGAUCGGCAAUGGCCUGGUCACCUUCCAGCUCAGAGGCUUGGAGUUCAGAGGUCAGAUACUGACUAAUAUAGAGCAACACAAUGAGGAGCACUAUAUCACACCCAGAGCCAUAUACAGUACCAGUCAAAAGUUUGGACACACCUACUCAUUCAAGGCAUUUUUCUUACUUUUACUAUUUUCUACGUUGUAGACAAUAGUGAAGACAUCAAAACUAUGAAAUGACACAUAUGGAAUAAUGUAGUAAUGUAAUAACUCACGCAGUCUCCUCUGAACAGUUGAUGUUGAGAUGUGUCUGUUACUUGAAGUCUGUGAAGCAUUUAUUUGGGCUGCAAUUUCUGAGGCUGGUAACUCUAAUGAACUUAUCCUCUGCAGCAGAGGUAACUCUGGGUCUUCCAUUCCUGUGGCGGUCAUGAGAGCCAGUUUCAUCAUAGCGCUUGAUGGUUUUUGCGACUGCACAUUAAGAAACUUUCAAAGUUCUUGACAUUUUCCCAAUUGACUGACCUUAAUUUCUUAAAGUAAUGAUAGAUUGUCAUUGCUCUUUGCUUAUUUGUGAUGUAGCUCAGUUGAUAGAGCAUGUUUGCAACGCCAGGGUUGUGGGUUCGAUUCCCACGGGGGGCCAGUAUAAAAAAAAAAAAUGUAAUCACUAACUGUAAGUCGCUCUGGAUAAGAGCGUCUGCUAAAUGACUAAAAUGUAAAAUGUAAAUGUUAUUUGAGCUGUCCUUUCCAUAAUAUGGACUUGGUCUUUUACCAAAUAGGGCUAUCUUCUGUAUACUACCCCUAACUGAUUGGCUCAAACACAUUAAAUUCCACAAAUUAACUUUAAACAAGGCACACCUGUUAAUUGAAAUGCAUUCCUGGUGACUACCUCAUGAAGCUGGUUGAGAGAAUGCCAAGAGUGUGCAAAGCUGUCAUCAAGGCAAAGGGUGGCUACUUUGAAGAAUCUCAAAUAUAAAAUAUAUCUUGAUUUGUUUAACACUUUUUUGGUUACUACAUGAUUCCAUAUGUGUUAUUUCAUAGUUUUGAUGUCUUCACUAUUAUUCUACAAUGUAGAAAAUAUGUUUUCUUUUAAAUGACUAUGUGUGUAAAACUUUUGCCUGGUACUGUAUAUAAACUCAGCAAAAAAAGAAACGUCCGCUCACUGUCAACUGCGUUUAUUGUCAGCAAACUUAACGUGUAAAUAUUUGUAUGAACAUAACAAGAUUCAGCAACUGAGACAUAAACUGAACAAGUUCCACAGACAUGUGACUAACAUAAAUUGAAUAAUGUGUCCCUGAACAAAGGGGGGGUCAAAAUCAAAACAGUCCUGGUGUGGCCACCAGCUGCAUUAAGUACUGCAGUGCAUCUCCUCCUCAUGGACUGCACCAGCUUUGCCAGUUCUUACUGUGAGAUGUUACCCCACUCUUCCACCAAGGCACCUGCAUGUUCCCAGACAUUUCUGGGGGGAAUGGCCCUAGCCCUCACCCUCCGAUCCAACAGGUCCCAGACGUGCUCAAUGGGAUUGAGAUCCGGGCUCUUCGCUGGCCAUGGCAGAACACUGACAUUCCUGUCUUGCAGGAAAUCACGCACAGAACGAGCAGUAUGGCUGGUGGCAUUGUCAUGCUGGAGGGUCAUGUCAGGAUGAGCCUGCAGGAAGGGUACCACAUGAGGGAGGAGGAUGUCUUCCCUGUAACGCACAGCGUUGAGAUUGCCUGCAAUGACAACAAGCUCAGUCCGAUGAUGCUGUGACACACCGCCCCAGACCAUGACGGACACUCCACCUCCAAAUCGAUCCUGCACCAGAGUACAGGCCUGUCCGUCCUGUCUCCCUGUAGUGCUGUCUUAGGCGUCUCACAGUACGGACAUUGCAAUUUAUUGCCCUGGCCACAUCUGCAGUCCUCAUGCCUCCUUGCAGCAUGCCUAAGGCACGUUCACGCAGAUGAGCAGGGACCGUGGGCAUCUUUCUUUUGGUGUCAGUAGAAAGGCCACCUUAGUGUCCUACAUUUUCAUAACUGUGACCUUAAUUGCCUACCGUCUGUAAGCUGUUAGUGUCUUAACGACCGUUCCACAGGUGCAUGUUCAUUAAUUAUUUAUGGUUAAUUGAAUAAGCAUGGGAAACAGUGUUUAAACCCUUUACAAUGAGGAUCUGUGAAGUUAUUUUGAUUUUUACGAAUUAUCUUUGAAAGACAGGGUCCUGAAAAAGGGACGUUUCUUUUUUUGCUGUGUUUAUAUUCAAGUUUUUUUAAAAGUUGUUUCUAAUAAUCAUAAGCUCCACAUCUGGACCACAGACAUACAAUCACCAUGAACAUGAUGGUCUGUGCUCCUUCUCUCUCUGAUUCCAGAGGAGCUGGGUUAAAUGCGGAAGACACAUUUCGGUUGAAUGUAUUCAGUUGUGCAACUGACUAUGUAUCCCCUUUUCCCUUCUCCUCCUCCCUAGGUACAUACUUCCAGCAGAGGGAGGUAGAGGCCAUCACUGAGGGGGUGGAGGAGGACGAUUCCUGUUGCUGCUGUGAGCCGGGCCACCUGCCACACUUCCUGUCCUGCAACGCAGCCUUCAACCUGCGAUGGCUGGCCUGGGAGGUCACCACCACCAAGUACCUGCUGGAGGGCUACAGCAUCAGCGAGAACAACGCUGCCACAAUGCUGCAGGUGUACGACCUGCGCAAACUGCUCAUCACCUACUAUCUGAAGGUUGUAGACCUUUUGACUUCUUAUGGAAAUGUAACAGACAAUAAAGACUUGAAUUUGAAUUUAACCUAUGAUCUAAGCAGUAUAAUAUUCACUUAUUUUUUUACUUUCAACAUCUUUGUAAUUCAUUACUGGUUUUAUUUCAUAAGCAGUUAAGUCUGAGCUUCGUCUUAUGCUAGCAAAAAGGAGUAGGCCAUAAAAAGAUAUAUUUCAUCAUCAAUCCUCUGUCAUUGUUCCCUCAUGUUUCACCUCUAGAGCAUAAUCUACUACCUGAUCCAGUCCCUGAAGCUACAAACGUGGAUCAAGGAUCCCUCUAUCAUGGAGGCUCUGGUGUCCUACACCAAGUGGCACCACAUAGAGAGAGACCCGGCCGUGUUCAGCGUUAAGAUAGACGAGGACUACGUCCACUGCCUCCAGGGCGUCACCAGGGCCAGCUUCUGUAACAUCUAUCUGGAAUGGAUCCUGUACUGUGCCAACAAAAUGGAGGAGGUGAGUGGAGAUGUGAGACUGCAAUGCACAGUACAGUCAUGCAUGUAGUCAGGAAAAUUCCAGGCCCUUGUCUAGUUCAUUUUUCCUUGUCAGGAAAACUCCAUGACCAAGUCAUUUUUUGGUUUCCUUGCUUCUGGUCAUUUCAGAGGAUGUGAACACUGAUGUACUUUGACCCUUGUGUUUUGCCAGCCUGUGGACUGUGACGAGGACUCCCCUCUGGUCACUCUGUGCUAUGCCUUGUCUGUGCUGGGCAGGAGAUCCUUGGGGACAGCAUCUCACAACAUGUCCAACAGGUGAACCUUCCAUAGCUGUCAAAUAUGAAUUCCUUUCACGUUAUAUAUGGGGUGUUAUUACCCUCCAGUGAUGUUGUGUUGUGUUAUAUAUGGGGUGUUAUUACCCUCCAGGGAUGUUGUGUUAUAUUUGGGGUGUUAUUACCCUGCAGGGAUGUUGUGUUGUGAUAUAUAUGGGGUGUUAUUACCCUCCAGGGAUGUUGUGUUAUAUAUGGGGUGUUAUUACCCUCCAGGGAUGUUGUGUUAUAUAUGGGGUGUUAUUACCCUCCAGGGAUGGUGUGUUAUAAUGUGGGGGUGUUAUUACCCUGCAGGGAUGUUGUGUUGUGUAUAUAUAUGGGGUUGUUUAUUACCCCCAGGGAUGUUGUGUUAUAUAUGGGGGUUUAUUACCCUCCAGGGAUGUUGUGUAUAUAUGGGGUGUUUAUUACCCUCCAGGGAUGUUUGUGUUUAUAUAUGGGGUGGUUAUUACCGCUCCAUGGAUGUUGUGUUAUAUAUGGGGUGUUAUUACCCGCCAGGGAUGGUGUGGGUUAUAUAUGAGGUUGUUAUUACCCUCCAGGGAAUGUGUUGUUAUAGGUUGGGGUGUUAUUACCCUCCAGGGAUGUUGUGUUUGGGGUUAUAAUAUGAGGUUUUAUUACCCCCCAGGUGAUGGUUGUGUUGUGUUUAUAAUAUGGGUUUUAUUCCCUCCAGGGAUGUUUUUGUUUUGUAUUAUGGGGUUUUAUACCCCCCAGGGAUUGUGUUUUAUUAUAUAUGGGUGUUUUACCUCCAGGAGUUGUGUUGUUAUAUAUUUGGGGUUUUAUUACCCCGGGAUGUUGUUUAUAUAUGGGGUUUUAUUACCCUCGGGGAUGUUUGUGUCUGUGUUUAAUGGGGUUUUAUUACCCUCAGGAUUGUGUUUUAUAUGGGGUUUAUUACCAAAAGGGAUGUUUUUGUUUAUCUAGGGGGUUUUAUUACCUUCAGGAUGUUGUUUGUGUUAUAUAUGGUUUUCAUUCCCUCCAGGCUGUUGUGUUAUAUAUGGGUUUUAUUACCCUGCAGGAUGUUGGUGGUUUAUAUGGGGUUUUAUUCCUCCAGGGAUUUGUGUUAUAUAUGGGUUUUAUUACCCUCCAGGGAUGUUUUUUGUGUUUAUUUUUGGGGGUGUUUUACUUCAGGGAUUUUGUGUUGGGGAUAUAGGGGGUUUUAUUCCCCUCCGGCAUGUUGUGUUUGUGUUAUAUAUGGGUUUCCAUUACCCUCCAGGGAUGUUGUGUUUUGUUUAUAUGGGGUGUUUUUUACCCCCAGUGAUGUUGUUUUGUGUUUAUAUAGGGUUUUUAUUACCCUCGGCUUUAUGUGUUUAUAUGGGUUUUAUUACACUCCAGGGUGUUUUAUUGGGGUUUUCCCCUCCAGGAUGUUGUGUUGUGUUAUGGGGUUUAUUACCCUCCAGGUUUGUUGGUUGUUUUAAAUAAUGGGGUUUAUUACCCUCCAGGGAUGUUGUGGUUAUAUUUGGGGGGGUUAUUCCCCUGCAGGGAUGUUGUUUGUGAUAUAUUUGGGUGUUUUUAAACCUCCAGGGAUGUUUUGUUGGUUUAUAUAUUGGGGUUAUUACCCUCCGGGAUGUUGUGUUUGUUUUUAAUAUGGAGUGUUAUUACCCUCGGGAUGUUGUUUUAUAUUUGGGGUUUAUUACCCUCAGGGGUUGUGUUGUGUUAUAUAUGGGGUGUUUUUACCCUCCAGGGUUUGUUUUUUGUUGGUUAUAUAUGGGUUUUAUUACCCUCCGGAUUUUUGUUUAUUAUGGGGUUUUAUUACCCUGCAGGGAUUUUGUGUUGUGUUAUAUAGGGGUUUUAUUACCCUCCCGGAUGUUUUGUUUAUAUGGGUUUUAUUACCAAAAAGGGGAUUGUUUUUUGUGUUAUCUAUGGGGUUUUAUUACCUUCCAGGGAUUUGUGGUUGUGUUAUAUAUGGGUUUUCAUUACACUCCGGGCAUUUGGUUAUAUUAGGGGUUUAUUACCUCAGUGAUGUUGUUGUUGUUAUAUUGGGUUUAUUACCUUCCAGGGAUGUUUUGUUUGUUAUAUAAUGGGUUUUUCAUUACCCUCCAGGGAUGUUGUUUGUGUAUUAUGGGGUGGUUAUUACCUUCCAGGAGUUUGUGUUGUGAUAUUUUGGGGUUGUAUUACCCUCCGGCAUUUGUGUUGUGUUAUAUAUGGGUUUUCAUUACCCUCCAGGGUGUUGUGUUUGUGUUAUAUAUGGGGUUUGUUUUUUACCCUCCAGUGAUUUUGGUGUUGGUUAUUUUAGGGUUUUAUUACCCUCCAGGCAUGUUUUUGUUUAUGGGUUUUCAUUACACCCUCCAGGGAUGUUAUAUAUGGGGUGUUAUUACCUCCAGGGAUGUGUGUUGUGUUAUUAUGAGGUUUAUUACCCUCCAGGAUGUUUGUGUUGUUUUAAAUUUGGGGGUUUUUUCCCUCCGGGUAUUUGUGUAUAUUUUGGGGUUUUUACCCGGGGAUUUGUGUUUUAUAUAGGGGGGUUUUUAUUACCCCAGGGAUGUUGUUUUUUUUUAAAGGGGUGUUUUUUAAUUUGGGGUUUUUUUUUUUGGGGUUUUUUUUUAAAGGGUUUUUUAAAGUUUUUUGGGUUUUUUUUUUGGGUGUUUUUUAUGGGGGUUUUUUUUGUUUUGGGGUUUUUAUAUAGGGUUUUUUUUUUUUAAAUUUUGGGGGGUUUUUAAAUGGGGGUUUUUGGAUUUUGGGUUUUUUUUUUGGGGUUUUUACCCCCAGGAUUUUUGGGGGUUUUUUGGGAUGGGGUUUGUUUUUUUUUUUGGGGGGGUUUUUCCCCGGUGUUGGGUGUUUGUUUUUUGGGGUUUUUUUGGGGGGGGAUUGGGUUUUUUAAAAAAGGGGAUUUGGUUUUUGGGGUUUUGGGUUUUCUUUGGGGGUUUGUUUGGUUUUUUAACCCACAUUUGUUUUUUUUUUUUUUUUGGGAUUUUUUUUGGGAAAUUGGGGGGUUUUUUAUUAUUCCGGGUUUGUGUUUUUAUGGGGGUUUAUUCCCCCCCCGGUUUUUUUUGGGGUUUUUUUUUUUUCCCCAGGGUUUUGUUUUUUGGGGGGGUUUUUUUUACCCCCAGGGGUUUGUGUUUUUGGGUUUUACCCCCCUUUUUGGGGGGUGUUUUUUAAAAGGGGGUUUUUUUGAUGAUUGGGUUUUUUUACCCCCCGGGUUUUUGUUUUUUUGGGUUUUUUACCCCGGGUUUUUGGGUUUAUAGGGGUUUUUUCCCUCCAGGGAGUUUUUGGGGGUUAUUUGGGGUUUUUUUACCCCCGGGGUUUUUUUGGGUUUUAUAUUUUUUUUACCCCCGGAUGUUUUUUGUAUAAAAGGGGUUUAUUCCCCUGGGGAUGUUGUGGGGGUUUUUAUAUGGGGGUUUUUUUUCCACAUGUUUUUUUAAAUUUUGGGGGUUUAUUACCCCCCUGUUGUGUUUUUUUAUGGGGUUUUUUCCCCCAGGAUUUUUUUCUCACUCCAACCUCUGUCCCUCAUGUUUAACCUUGAGAGCAUUUAAUCCAAAACUAUACCUGAUCCAUUUUCCACUGAAGGUUUACAUAGCAUAAUCUGAGCUUCGAUGCUAGCAAAGGAUGGCCCAAAAAACAUCAUCCUGUCAGAUCCAUAGAGAAUCACUACGUCCGCCCUGAAGCUCAAGUGGUCAGGUCCCUCUAUCUGGAGCCUGGUGUCCUACCAAGUGGGCACCACAUAGAAGAGACCCGGCCGUGUUCAGCGUUAAUAUAAGACGAGGACUACGUCCACUGCCUCCAGGGCGUCACCAGGGCCAGCUUCUGUAACAUCUAUCUGGAAUGGAUCCUGUACUGUGCCAACAAAUGGAGGAGGUGAGUGGAGAUGUGAGACUGCAAUGCACAGUACAGUCAUGCAUGUAGUCAGAAAAUUCCAGGCCCUGUCUAGUUCAUUUUUCCUUGGCAGGAAAACUCCAUGACCAAGUCAUUUUUUGGUUUCCUUGCUUCUGGCAUUUCAGAGGAUGUGAACACUGAUGUCUUUGACCCUUGUGUUUUGCCAGCCUGGUGGACUGUGACGAGGACUCCCCUCUGGUCACUCUGUGCUAUGCCUUGUCUGUGCUGGGCAGGAGAUCCUUGGGGACAGCAUCUCACAACAUGUCCAACAGGUGAACCUUCCAUAGCUGUCAAUAUGAAUUCCUUUCACGUUAUAUAUGGGGUGUUAUUACCCUCCAGUGAUGUUGUGUUGUGUUAUAUAUGGGUGUUAUUCCCCUCCAGGGAUGUUGUGUUAUAUUUGGGGUGUUAUUACCCUGCAGGGAUGUUGUGUUGUGAUAUAUAGGGGUGUUAUACCCUCCAGGGAUGUUGUGUUAUAUAUGGGGUGUUAUUACCCUCCAGGGAUGUUGUGUUAUAUAUGGGGUGUUAUUACCCUCAGGGAUGUUUUUUGUUAUAUUUGGGGUGUUAUUACCCUGCAGGGAUGUUGUGUUGUGAUAUAUAUGGGGUGUUAUUACCCUCCAGGGAUGUUGUUUAUAUAUGGGGUGUUUAUUACCCUCCAGGGAUGUUGUGUUAUAUAUGGGGUGUUAUUACCCUCAGGGAUGUUGUGUUAAUUAGGGGUGUUAUUACCCUCCAGGGAUGUUGUGUUAUAUAUGGGGUUUUAUUACCCUCCAGGGAUGUUGUGUUAUAUAUGGAGUGUUAUUACCCUCCAGGGAUGUUGUGUUAUAUUUGGGGUUUUAUUACCCUCCAGGGAUGUUGUGUUGUGUUAUAUAUGAGUUUUAUUACCCUCCAGGGAUGUUGUGUUGUUAUUAUUAUGGGGUGUUAUUACCCUCCAGGGAUGUUGUGUUGUGUUAUAUAUGGGGGUUUUAUUACCCUCCAGGGUGAUGUUGUGUUAUAUAUGGGGUUUUAUUACACCUGCAGGGAUGUUGUGUUGUGGUUAUAUAUGGGGUUUAUUACCCUGCAGGGAUUGUUGUGUUAUAUAUGGGGUUUUAUUACCAUAAAGGGAUGUUGUGUUGUGGUUAUCUAUGGGGUUUAUUACCUUCAGGGAUGUUUGUGUUGUGUUAUAUAUGGGUUUUCAUUACACUCCAGGCAUGUUGUGUUAUAUGGGGUUUUAUUACCCUGCAGUGAUGUUGUGUUGUGUUAUAUAUGGGGUUUUAUUACCUUCCAGGGAUGUUGUGUUAUAUAUGGGUUUUCAUUACCCUCCAGGGAUGUUGUUUUGUGUUAUAUAUAUGGGGUGUUAUUACCUUCCAGGGAUGUUGUGUUGUGUAGAUAUUAGGGGUUUUCUUACCCUCCAGGCAUGUUGUGUUGUGUUAUAUAUGGGUUUUCAUUAACCUCCAGUGAUGUUGGUGUUGUGUUUAUAUGGGGUGUUAUUACCCUCCAGUGAUGUUGUGUUGGUGUUAUAUAGGGUUUAUUACCCUUCCAGGCAUUGUUGUGUUAUAUAUGCGGUUUUCAUUACACUCCAGGGAUGUUAAUAUGGGGUGUUAUUACCCUCAGGGAUUGUGUGUUGUGUUAUAUGAAGGUUUUAUUACCCUCCAGGGAUGUUGUGUGUGUUAUAUAUGGGGGUGUUAUUACCCUCCAGGGAUUGUUGUGUUAUAUUUGGGGGUGUUAUUACCCCUGCAGGGAUGUUGUGUUUGUGAUAUAUAUGGGGUUUAUACCCUCCAGGGGAUGUUGUGUUUGUGUUUAUAUGGGGUGUAUUUACCCUCCAGGUUGGUUGGGUUAAUAUGGAGUGUAUUACCCUCCAGGGAUGUGUGUUGUGUUAUAUUUGGGGUGUUAUUACCCUCCAGGGAGGUUGUGUUAUAUUUGGGGUGUUAUUACCCUCCAGGGAUGUUUGUGUUGUGUUAUAUAGGGGUGUUAUUACCCUCCAGGGAUGUUGUGUUGUGUUAUAUAUGGGGUUUAUACCCUCCAGGGAUGUUGUGUUAUAUAUGGGGUUUUAUUACCCUGCAGGGAUGUUGUGGUUGUGUUAUAUAUGGGGUUUUAUUACCCUGCAGGGAUGUUGUGUUAUAUAUGGGGUUUUAUUACCAUAAAGGGAUGUUGUGUUGUGUUAUCUAUGGGGUUUUAUUACCUUCCAGGGAUGUUGUGUUGUGUUAUAUAUGGGUUUUCAUUACACUCCAGGCAUGUUGUGUUAUAUAUGGGGUUUUAUUACCCUGCAGUGAUGUUGUGUGUGUUAUAUUGGGGUUUUAUUACUUCCAGGGAUGUUGUGUUGGUAUAUAUGGGUUUUCAUUACCCUCCAGGGAUGUGUUUGUGUUAUAUAUGGGUUUUAUUACCUUCAGGGAUGUUGUGGUUGUGCAUAUAUAUGGGGUUUUUAUACCCUCCAGGCAUGUUGUGUUGUGUUAUAUAUGGGUUUUCAUUACCCUCCAGGGAUGUUGUGUUGUGUUAUAUAUGGGGUGUUAUUACCCUCCAGUGAUGUUGUGUUGUGUUAUAUAGGGUUUUAUUACCCUCCAGGCAUGUUGUGUUAUAUAUGGGUUUUCAUUACACUCCAGGGAUGUUAUAUAUGGGGUGUUAUUACCCUCCAGGGAUGUUGUGUUGUGUUAUAUAUGAGGUUUUAUUACCCUCCAGGGAUGUUGUGUUGUGUUAUAUAUGGGGUGUUAUUACCCUCCAGGGAUGUUGUGUUAUAUUUGGGGUGUUAUUACCCUGCAGGGAUGUUGUGUUGUGAUAUAUAUGGGGUGUUAUUACCCUCCAGGGAUGUUGUGUUGUGUUAUAUAUGGGGUGUUAUUACCCUCCAGGGAUGUUGUGUUGUGUUAUAUAUGGGGUUUUAUUACCCUCCAGGGAUGUUGUGUUAUAUAUGGAGUGUUAUUACCCUCCAGGGAUGUUGUGUUAUAUUUGGGGUGUUAUUACCCUCCAGGGAUGUUGUGUUGUGUUAUAUAUGGGGUUUUAUUACCCUCCAGGGAUGUUGUUGUGUUAUAUAUGGGGUUUAUUACCCUCCAGAGAUGUUGUGUUGUGUUAUAUAUGGGGUUUUAUUACCCUCCAGGGAUGUUGUGUUAUAUAUGGGGUUUUAUUACCCUGCAGGGAUGUUGUGUUGUGUUAUAUAUGGGGUUUUAUUACCCUGCAGGGAUGUUGUGUUGUGUUAUAUAUGGGGUUUUAUUACCCUCCAGAGAUGUUGUGUUAUAUAUGGGGUUUUAUUACCAUAAAGGGAUGUUGUGUUGUGUUAUCUAUGGGUUUUCAUUACACUCCAGGCAUGUUGUGUUAUAUGGGUUUUCAUUACACUCCAGGCAUGUUGUGUUAUAUAUGGGGUUUUAUUACCCUGCAGUGAUGUUGUGUUGUGUUAUAUAUGGGGUUUUAUUACCUUCCAGGGAUGUUGUGUUGUGUUAUAUAUGGGUUUUCAUUACCCUCCAGGGAUGUUGUUUUGUGUUAUAUAUGGGGUGUUAUUACCUUCCAGGGAUGUUGUGUUGUGAUAUAUAUGGGGUUUUAUUACCCUCCAGGCAUGUUGUGUUGUGUUAUAUAUGGGUUUUCAUUACCCUCCAGGGAUGUUGUGUUGUGUUAUAUAUGGGGUGUUAUUACCCUCCAGUGAUGUUGUGUUAUAUAGGGUUUUAUUACCCUCCAGGCAUGUUGUGUUAUAUAUGGGUUUUCAUUACACUCCAGGGAUGUUGUGUUAUAUAUGGGGUGUUAUUACCCUCCAGGGAUGUUGUGCUGUGUUAUAUAUGGGGUUUUAUUACCCUCCAGGGAUGUUGUGUUAUAUAUGGGGUUUUAUUACCCUCCAGGGAUGUUGUGUUGUGAUAUAUAAGGGGUGUUAUUACCCUCCAGGGAUGUUGUGUGGUGUUAUAUAUGGGGUGUUAUUACCCUCCAGGCAUGUUGUGUUAUGAUAUAUAUGGGGUGUUAUUACCCUCCAGGCAUGUUGUGUUAUGAUAUAUAUGGGGUGUUAUUACCCUCCAGGGAUGUUGUGUUAUAUAUGGGGUUUUAUUACCCUCCAGGGAUGUUGUGUUGUGUUAUAUAUGGGGUGUUAUUACCCUCCAGGGAUGUUGUGUUGUGAUAUAUAAGGGGUGUUAUUACCCUCCAGGGAUGUUGUGUGGUGUUAUAUAUGGGGUGUUAUUACCCUCCAGGCAUGUUGUGUUAUGAUAUAUAUGGGGUGUUAUUACCCUCCAGGGAUGUUGUGUUAUAUAUGGGGUGUUAUUACCCUCCAGGGAUGUUGUGUUGUGUUAUAUAUGGGGUGUUAUUACCUUCCAGGGAUGUUGUGUUGUGUUAUGUUAUAUAUGGGUUUUCAUUACCCUCCAGGGAUGUUGUGUUGUGUUAUAUAUGGGGUGUUAUUACCUUCCAGGGAUGUUGUGUUGUGUUAUAUAUGGGGUUUUAUUACCCUCCAGGGAUGUUGUGUUAUAUAUGGGGUGUUAUUACCCUCCAGGGAUGUUGUGUUAUAUUUGGGGUGUUAUUACCCUCCAGGGAUGUUGUGUUGUGUUAUAUAUGAGGUUUUAUUACCCUCCAGGGAUGUUGUGUUGUGUUAUAUAUGGGGUUUUAUUACCCUGCAGGGAUGUUGUGUUGUGUUAUAUAUGGGGUUUUAUUACCCUCCAGGGAUGUUGUGUUAUAUAUGGGGUUUUAUUACCAUGCAGGGAUGUUGUGUUGUGUUAUCUAUGGGUUUUCAUUACACUCCAGGCAUGUUGUGUUAUAUAUGGGUUUUCAUUACACUCCAGGCAUGUUGUGUUAUAUAUGGGGUUUUAUUACCCUGCAGUGAUGUUCUGUUGUGUUAUAUAUGGGGUUUUAUUACCUUCCAGGGAUGUUGUGUUGUGUUAUAUAUGGGUUUUCAUUACCCUCCAGGGAUGUUGUUUUGUGUUAUAUAUGGGGUGUUAUUACCUUCCAGGGAUGUUGUGUUGUGAUAUAUAUGGGGUUUUAUUACCCUCCAGGGAUGUUGUGUUGUGUUAUAUAUGGGGUGUUAUUACCCUCCAGGGAUGUUGUUUUGUGAUAUCUAUGGGUUGCUAUUACCCUCCAGGGAUGUUGUGUUGUGAUAUAUAUGGGGUUAUAUUACCUUCCAGGCAUGUUGUGUUGUGUUAUAUAUGGGUUUUCAUUACCCUCCAGGGAUGUUGUGUUGUGUUAUAUAUGGGGUGUUAUUACCCUCCAGGGAUGUUGUGUUGUGUUAUAUAUGGGGUUGUAUUACCCUCCAGGGAUGUUGUGUUGUGUUAUAUAUGGGGUGUUAUUACCCUCCAGUGAUGUUGUGUUGUGUUAUAUAUGGGGUUAUAUUACCCUCCAUGCAGGUUGUGUUAUAUAUGGGUUUUCAUUACACUCCAGUGAUGUUGUGUUAUAUAUGGGGUGUUAUUACCCUCCAGGGAUGUUGUGUUGUGUUAUAUAUGGGGUUUUAUUUCCCUCCAGGCAUGUUGUGUUGUGUUAUAUAUGGGGUGUUAUUACCCUCCAGUGAUGUUGUGUUGUGUUAUAUAUGGGGUUAUAUUACCCUCCAUGCAGGUUGUGUUAUAUAUGGGUUUUCAUUACACUCCAGGGAUGUUGUGUUAUAUAUGGGGUGUUAUUACCCUCCAGGGAUGUUGUGUUGUGUUAUAUAUGAGGUUUUAUUACCCUCCAGGGAUGUUGUGUUGUGUUAUAUAUGGGGUGUUAUUACCCUCCAUGCAUGUUGUGUUGUGUUAUAUAUGGGGUGUUAUUACCCUCCAGGCAUGUUGUGUUUUGUUAUAUAUGGGGUGUUAUUACCCUCCAGGGAUGUUGUGCCGUGUUAUAUAUGGGGUUUUAUUACCCUCCAGGGAUGUUGUGUUAUAUAUGGGGUUUUAUUACCCUCCAGGGAUGUUGUGUUGUGUUAUAUAUGGGGUGUUAUUACCCUCCAGGGAUGUUGUGUUGUGAUAUAUAAGGGGUGUUAUUACCCUCAGGGAUGUUGUGUUGUGUUAUAUAUGGGGUGUUAUUACCCUCCAGGCAUGUUGUGUUGUGAUAUAUAUGGGGUGUUAUUACCCUCCAGGGAUGUUGUGUUAUAUAUGGGGUUUUAUUACCCUCAAGGGAUGUUGUGUUGUGUUAUAUAUGGGGUGUUAUUACCCUCCAGGGAUGUUGUUUUGUGAUAUCUAUGGGGUGUUAUUACCCUACAGGGAUGUUGUGUUGUGUUAUAUAUGGGGUGUUAUUACCCUCCAGGCAUGUUGUGUUGUGUUAUAUAUGGGGUGUUAUUACCCUCCAGGCAUGUUGUGUUAUAUAUGGGUUUUCAUUACCCUCCAGGCAUGUUGUGUUGUGUUAUAUAUGGGGUGUUAUUACCCUCCAGGGAUGUUGUGUUAUAUAUGGUUUUUCAUUACCCUCCAGGCAUGUUGUGUUGUGUUAUAUAUGGGGUUUUAUUACCCUCCAGGGAUGUUGUGUUGUGUUUUAUAUGGGGUUUUAUUACCCUCCAGGGAUGUUAUGUUGUGUUAUAUAUGGGGUUGUAUUACCCUCCAGGGAUGUUGUGUUAUAUAUGCGGUGUUAUUACCCUCCAGGGAUGUUGUGUUGUGUUAUAUAUAUGGGGUUUUAUUACCCUCCAGGGAUGUUGUGUUGUGAUAUAUAUGGGGUGUUAUUACCCUCCAGGCAUGUUGUGUUGUGUUAUAUAUGGGGUUUUAUUAUCCUCCAGGGAUGUUGUGUUGUGAUAUAUAUGGGGUGUUAUUACCCUCCAGGCAUGUUGUCUUGUGAUAUAUAUGGGGUUUUAUUUCCCUCCAGGGAUGUUGUGUUGUGUUAUAUAUGGGGUUUUAUUACCCUCUAGGGAUGUUGUGUUGUGUUAUAUAUGGGGUUUUAUUACCCUGUAGGGAUGUUGUGUUGUGUUAUAUAUAGGGUUUUAUUACCCUCCAGGGAUGUUUUGUUAUAUAUGGGGUUUUAUUACCCUCCAGGGAUGUUGUGUUGUGUUAUAAAUGGGGUUUUAUUACCCUCCAGGGAUGUUGUGUUAUAUAUGGGGUUUUAUUACCCUCCAGAGAUGUUGUGUUGUGUUAUAUAUGGGGUGUUAUUACCCUCCAGGGAUGUUGUGUUAUAUAUGGGUUUUCAUUACCCUCCAGGCAUGUUGUGUUGUGUUAUAUAUGGGGUUUUAUUACCCUCCAGGGAUGUUGUGUUGUGUUUUAUAUGGGGUUUUAUUACCCUCCAGGGAUGUUAUGUUGUGUUAUAUAUGGGGUUGUAUUACCCUCCAGGGAUGUUGUGUUAUAUAUGCGGUGUUAUUACCCUCCAGGGAUGUUGUGUUGUGUUAUAUAUAUGGGGUUUUAUUACCCUCCAGGGAUGUUGUGUUGUGAUAUAUAUGGGGUGUUAUUACCCUCCAGGCAUGUUGUGUUGUGUUAUAUAUGGGGUUUUAUUAUCCUCCAGGGAUGUUGUGUUGUGAUAUAUAUGGGGUGUUAUUACCCUCCAGGCAUGUUGUCUUGUGAUAUAUAUGGGGUUUUAUUUCCCUCCAGUGAUGUUGUGUUGUGUUAUAUAUUGGGUUUUAUUACCCUCUAGGGAUGUUGUGUUGUGUUAUAUAUGGGGUGUUAUUACCCUCCAGGGAUGUUGUGUUGUGUUAUAUAUGGGGUUUUAUUACCCUGUAGGGAUGUUGUGUUGUGUUAUAUAUAGGGUUUUAUUACCCUCCAGGGAUGUUUUGUUAUAUAUGGGGUUUUAUUACCCUCCAGGGAUGUUGUGUUGUGUUAUAAAUUGGGUUUUAUUACCCUCCAGGGAUGUUGUGUUAUAUAUGGGGUUUUAUUACCCUCCAGAGAUGUUGUUGUGUUAUAUAUGGGGUUUUAUUACCCUCCAGGGAUGUUGUGUUGUGAUAUAUAUGGGGUUUUAUUACCCUCCAGGCAUGUUGUGUUGUGUUAUAUAUGGGGUUUUAUUACCCUCCAGGGAUGUUGUGUUAUAUAUGGGGUUUUAUUACCCUCCAGGCAUGUUGUGUUGUGAUAUAUAUGGGGUGUUAUUACCCUCCAGGUAUGUUGUGUUGUGAUAUAUAUGGGGUGUUAUUACCCUCCAGGGAUGUUGUGUUGUGAUAUAUAUGGGGUGUUAUUACCCUCCAGGGAUGUUGUGUUGUGUUAUAUAUGGGGUUUUAUUACCCUGUAGGGAUGUUGUGUAGUGUUAUAUAUGGGGUUUUAUUACCCUCCAGGGAUGUUGUGUUGUGUUAUAUAUGGGGUGUUAUUACCCUCCAGGGAUGUUGUGUUGUGUUAUAUAUGGGGUUUUAUUACCCUGUAGGGAUGUUGUGUUGUGUUAUAUAUGGGGUUUUAUUACCCUGUAGGGAUGUUGUGUAGUGUUAUAUAUGGGGUUUUAUUACCCUCCAGGGAUGUUGUGUUAUAUAUGGGGUUUUAUUUCCCUCCAGGGAUGAUUUAACACAUCAAGCCACAAUGAGCUGUAGUUUAUUGAUAUUCCAUAAGGGGGCAGCUAUAGCUCUCUGUAGUAUCACAGGGAUACGUGACGUGAGUCUCUAAAUUCUACCCCUCUGUUGCUGUAAUGUGAUAAACACCUUGACAAUUCCCCCUCUCUCUUUUUCUCUAACUCAGUUUGGAGUCGUUCUUGUAUGGGUUCAACACUCUGUUCAAAGGAGACUUCCGUAUCGCCACUAAAGAUGAGUGGGUGUUCACAGACAUGGAUCUGCUGCAGAAAGUGGUGGUCCCAGGCGUGAGGAUGAGUCUCAAGCUCCAUCAGGUAUUCACAAUAGCCUACUUUGAAGACAAUACCAUUCUCUUUCUCCCUUGUUGAAGUAGAAUAUGGUGGUAACUGUACAUUUAACCUUGAGCUCUUCCUGUGCUUUCUCAGUGGACUGCACGUGUAUCUUGAUGUACAGUGGAGCUGCAAAUAUAAGCAAUGGAGGCAAUCAAAGGCACAUUGUCGAUAAGUACACUGCACUUGACUUUUAAAGGUAAUUUACCCUUGAGCUGCUUUUAUUAUGAAUACGAUUCCCGCAAAUGUCUGAAAAAUUGUCUUUAAAAGGUGCAAUUCACUGUAAACCACAGUGGUGAGGGGAGGACUGAUCAUAAUAAUGGCUGUAAUGGAAUAAUGGAAUGGUAUCAAGCACAUGGAAACUGUGUUACCGUUCCAUUUAUUCCAUUCCAGCCAUUAUUCCAUUCCCGUCCUCCCCAAUUAAGGUGCCACCAGCUGCCUGUGCUGUAAACGCUGCGGAUAUAGGCUCAAGUGUAAAUGACAUAUUAAAGGUCAAAAAGUUGUUGACAAUGCUCCGUUAAUUGAAUCCCGUCCUUAAAGUGGUUCAGUUAAUCCCUGUAAUAAAACUUUUACUCACACCGAUAUACUUACUGCUUUGUUCCUUGGUUGCUCUCAGGACCACUUUACAUGUCUGGAGGAGACAGAGGAGCCAGCCAUGUUGUAUGAGGCCAUUAGUAACUACAAGGCCAGUCUGGUGAUCUGCCAUGAGAGUGACCCAGCCUGGAGGAAGGCGGUUCUGUCCAGCCGGGACACUUUGCUCACACUGAGACACAUGGUGGACGACGGCACGGACGAGUACAAGAUCAUCAUGCUCUACAAACGCCACCUCAGCUUCAAGGUCAUCAAGGUGGGUGUUGGAUGAAUGGUGUAGGGUGAUGUUGCCCCUAGACGCUGAUCUUGGGUCAGUGUUGCAUUUCCCCCACAAAUGGUUAAGGUUAGGAUUGGGGAAGGGGAACCUGAUCCUAGACCUGUACAGUUGAGCUGAACACAUGCUGAAUUCCAAGCCCCUACUCCGUGGCCACCUUUGUAGAUCUGAGAGGAUUGGAUAAAUAUGGCGUUUUUUCUAAGAUGAAGUUAUUACCAUAUUUCUUACAUCUAUCCAGUCAUCUCAGAUCUACAGAAGGGGCUAUGGUACUAUAGGUCAAACUGGAAUGAUUCAGCAUUGUUGUCUGUUCAAGCUGUCUGGAACAUGAGAUUACGUGAUUCUGAUCAACUCUACAUAUUGAUAGAGUUUAGCUUUAGAAGUGUGGGGUGUAUGAGUUUUUGGUUUGAUUAAUACAUAAAGAAACUUGAUCCAAAUGGUUCUGCCAUAUCCAGUUGAUUAAAAUGGUGAUUUAAUCAGAGUAAAGAAAUGUGGAUUUGGACUGCGUGUCAUGUGUAUUCAGAUGUCAGUAAUACUACCCUCUUCAUCCUCUCCUCUCUUCUAGAUCAAUAAGGAGUGUGUAAGGGGCCUGUGGGCCGGCCAGCAGCAGGAGCUGGUGUUCUUACGCAACCGCAACCCGGAGCGCGGCAGCAUCCAGAACUCCAAGCAGACCCUCCGAAACAUGAUCAACUCGUCGUGCGACCAGCCGCUGGGCUACCCCAUGUACGUGUCCCCCCUCACCACCUCCUACAUGGGCACCCACAAGCAGCUGAGGAGCAUCUGGGGCGGCCCUCUCAGCCUGGACAGCAUCAAGACCUGGCUCUUGUCCAAGAGGCUGCGGUAAGUUCUGGCUGCUGGAGGCAGGCCAAGGGGAAACAGAGGGGGCUCCAUUAUCAGCCAGUCUGCUAGUGCUCUGCUCCCCUAUGGAUGGAAUCCAAUCAGGGCUUUUUCUUCUGUGACAGCACCACUCUUCCCAAACCCUACAGGGCCAAAGUGCUGCGACGUGUUCAGCUGCAUCCAGCGCAAUUUGAAUAACUACAGUUGAAGUCGGAAGUUUACGUACACCUUAGCCAAACACAUUUCAACUCAGUUUUUCACAAUUCAUGACAUUUAAUCCUAAUAAAAAUUCCCUGUCUUAGGUCAGUUAGUUAUUUUAAGAAUGUGAAAUAUCAGAAUAAUAGUAGAGAGAAUGAUUUAUUUCAGCUUUUAUUUAUUUCAUCACAUUCCUAGUGGGUCAGAAGUUUACAUACACUCAAUUAGUAUUUGGUAGCAUUGCCUUUAAAUUGUUUAACUUGGGUCAAACGUUUCGGGUAGCCUUCUACAAGCUACCCACAAUAAGUUGGGUGAAUUUUGGCCCAUUCCUCCUGACAGAGCUGGUGUAACUGAGUCAGGUUUGGAGGCCUCCUCUGCCCACACAUUUUCUAUAGGAUUGAGGUCAGAGCUUUGUGAUGGCCACUCCAAUACCUUGACUUUGUUGUCCUUAAGUCAUUUUGCCAUAACUGUGGAAGUAUGCUUGGGGUCAUUGUCCAUUUGGAAGACCCAUUUGCGACCAAGCUUUAACUUCCUGACUGAUGUCUUGAGAUGUUGCUUCAAUAUAUCCACAUAAUUUUCCUUCCUCAUGAUGCCAUCUAUUUUGUGAAGUGCACUAGUCCCUCCUGCAGCAAAGCACCCCCAAAGCAUGAUGCUGCCACCCCCGUGCUUCACGGUUAGGAUGGUGUUCUUCGGCUUGCAAGCGACCCCCUUUUUCCUCCAAACAUAACGAUGGUCAUUAUGCCCAAACAGUUCUAUUUUUGUUUCAUCAGACCAGAGGACAUUUCUCCAAAAAGUACGAUCUUUGUCCCCAUGUGCAGUUGCAAACCGUAGUCUGUCUUUUUUAUGGCGGUUUUGGAGCAGUGGCUUCUUCCUUUCUGAGCGGCCUUUCAGGUUAUGUCGAUAUAGGACUCGUUUUACUGUGGAUAUAGAUACUUUUGUACCUGUCCAUCUUCACAAGGUCCUUUGCUGUUGUUCUGGGAUUGAUUUGCACUUUUCGCACCAAAGUAUGUUCAUCUCUAGGAGACAGAACGCGUCUCCUUCCUGAGCGGUAUGACGGCUGCGUGGUCCCAUGGUGUUUAUACUUGCGUACUAUUGUUUGUACAGAUGAACGUGGUACCUUCAGGCGUUUGGAAAUUGCUCCCAAGGAUGAACCAGACUUUUGGAGGUCUACAAUUGUUUUUCUGAGGUCUUGGCUGAUUUCUUUGGAUUUUCCCAUGAUGUCAAGCAAAGAGGCACUGAGUUUGAAGGUAGGCCUUGAAAUACAUCCACAGGUACACCUCCAAUUGACUCAAAUGAUGUCAAUUAGCCUAUCAGAAGCUUCUAAAGCCAUGACAUAAUUUUCUGGAAUUUUCCAAGCUGUUUAAAGGCACAGUCAAUUUAAUGUAUGUAAACUUCUGACCCUCUGGAAUUGUGGUACAGUGAAUUAUAAGUGAAAUAAUCUGUCUGUAAACAAUUGUUGGAAAAAUUACUUGUGUAAUGCACAAAGUAGAUGUCCUAACCGACUUGCCAAAACUAUAGUUUGUUAACAAGACAUUUGUGGAGUUGUUGAAAAACAAGUUUUAAUGACUCCAACCUAAGUGUAUGUAAACUUCCGACUUCAACUGUACCAUCUACUGUUAGGCUUAUGGGCCUUUUAUGUUUAGUGUGAGGCGUGGCCUGCACUGUAAACUACUUAUAGGGACAUGUUUUCAUUUGAGAUCAGAUUGAGUUUUUAAUCCAGAUUCAUUGCCCUUCAGUUAUAGUUAAAUGUUUUCACUCCAUUUUAAUAAAGCUGUUAAGGUGUAUAGAAAGGUAACAUAGGCUGUGUGUGUGUUGUGUUGCAGGGUGCGGAAGGAUAACCUUACCAGCUGUAACAGUGGUGUGAACAUGGAGGAUGUGGACUGUGCAGGGGGCUCCUCUUCUCUGAGCCACAACCCAAACUCCAUCACCUCCCAGAGCCUGAGUCUGUACCAGGCCAGGCCCAACAGGACCUCUCACGCCAAUAGGCAGCACGCUACAGGUUUGGUUCUCUAUAGGAGGCACACAUGCAUGCUCCUGACAGAUGCAAUACAUGAUACGUUUAAAGGGAUAGUUCACCCAAGUUUCAACAUUUAG